Podarcis lilfordi (Lilford's wall lizard) is the source of this 64406-nucleotide messenger RNA. The record is from the annotation of a GenBank genome assembly. Lineage: Eukaryota; Metazoa; Chordata; Lepidosauria; Squamata; Lacertidae.
AGUCUCCGCUAAUGGCGGUUUUCCGCUUUCAACGGAAGUUUAUUUUCCGCCACCGCGUCCUAUGCGCGCUCCAGGGAGGAGGCGUGGCUUCGGUUGCUAAGAAGCGGUUUUGGUUGGCGGGCGGGCAGAGCUGGACCGUUUUGUUGUUGGAGGGAGCUAGUGUUGCUUGGGCUGAGGCAGAGGAGCGUGGAGGACAGGCGAGGACGGUACCAUGGUGAGUUCCGGGGUGGGGGGGUUGGAAUGAUGCAUUAGCUAGUCGCCGUGUGUGUGUAUAUAAUGCUUCUGCAGUGAUUCCCAUUGAGGGAUGGUAUGUUAGCGAAGAAAUGGUGCUUAAUAGCUCCUCAGUGGGGGUGAUUGUUUUGGGGAGGGAAUGUGUUGUGACGUCACUGAUUACAUUUAUUUACAUCUUGCCUUUCUUGUGAGGAGCUCAAGGCAGUGGCCUCUGUUACUCUUCUCCUUCAUUUUAUCCUCACAGCAACCCUGUGAGGUAGGCUAGGCUGGGGAUGAGUGACAGGCCCAAGGCCACCCAGGGAAGCCCAUGGCUGAGUGGUGUUAUAAUAAUAAUAAUAAUAAUAAUAAUAAUUUAUUUAUACCCCACCCAUCUGGCUUGGUUUCCCCAGCCACUCUGGGCAGCUUCCAACAGAACACUAAAAUACAAUAACCUAUUAAACAUUAAAAGCUUCCCUAAACAGGGCUGCCUUCAGAUGUCUUCUAAAAGUUUGGUAGUUAUUUUUCUCUUUGACCUCUGGUGGGAGGGCGUUCCACAGGGCGGGUGCCACUACCAAGAAGGCCCUCUGCCUGGUUCCCUGUAACUUGGCUUCUCGUGGCGAGGGAACCGCCAGAAGGCCCUAGGCGCUGGACCGAGCAGAACGAUGGAGGUGGAGAUGCUCCAUCGUUCAAGUAUUCAGAACUUCAAGUGCUCAGAACUUGGCCCUUCUUGUUCCUAGCCUGACAGUUUAACCACUGUACCAUGGGGGGGGGGAGGAUUUUGUGGUCCUCCAUGUGGUGUUGGACUCCCAACUCUCGUUAGCCCCAGCCUGCGUGGUCAGGGGUUAUGGGAAUUGUGUGGCCCAGCAAUGUCUGAACGGCCACAAGUUCUUCAUCUCUGCAUUACACCAUAUUGACUCUCCUGGUGGUUUCCUGAUAGGUUACAUUCUUCCAAAACCUGGAGAGAGAGAGAGAGAGAGAGAGAGAGUAUUAUCAGUUUGGAAGAAAUGUGACAGCCAACAGUUUGAGCAAGGGGAGGCCAAAGUAGAGAGCAGCCCAUGUAUAUAUUAGUCUUUGGGGAUUUACUGAAUGAAUGCAGAUUUGCUUCCACUGUGCUCUGCCUGUUUUUGUUUAUAAGGAUACAAUGAUACUAUAAUAUUGCAAAUGUAAUAAAACAAAGGCAAAGGGAAAAGACUUAAAGGACAUGUGUGCUUCAACACUGAAGAGGACAAACUUCAAGAGAGAACAUUUGAAGCCCCAUCAAGAGACGAUUAGAUCUAAACUAUGCCAGCCUAUGGACUUCAAAGGGGCUUGCUGUAACUGCUGGUCAGUGGAUACAGCGAUUCCCUUUCAUUCGGUCAUAAUUUUAUUUAUAUGCUGCUUCUUCCACACAAAAAAUCACGCUCAAAGUAGUUUACAACAAAGGGAACAGUAACAUUUCUCAAAAUCAACAAUCAAGAACAAUGCCAUAGUAGCAUAAUAAAACAACAUAAUAGUAAGUGUAACAACAUAAAAAAAAUCAUUUCAGUGCAAUAAGUAUAGUAAGAUUACAUUAACAACAUUAAUCUUGCCGGCAAUAGCAAAACAAGGGAGUUUGAGUUUUACCUUGGUCCUAGAAACACCUCUUCCAUCAUGUUGCUCACCUUUGAAGUUGUCUCCUACAUCAUAAUGAUGUCAGAUGAUAGACAGGUGGGUGAUGGUGCCCAGAUGUCAGAGUUGGUCCAUGAAGGGUGGAGGAGAUAACCCUUGCUGUAAAGAAAAGUGAAAUGUAGAACAGUGAUGUACUUUGCAUGACAAUCUGAUACAUAAUAGUAGGGAUGCAGACUUUCUGUACCUUUCAGACAGGACCAGGGCCCCAUCAAUAUGAGACAGAUUGGAGGAAACCUGGAAUCUAUUAUUAUCUCUCUCUUAGUUCCUUCUUCUUUGAAUAUAUUUAAUUCAACACAGACUGGGUCUUUUUGUGUGUCACACCAAUCCACCCCAAACAUUUCCCUUCUAUUGAAGCUUCUGUGCUGGGUAGAGGGAAAGCUUUGUUUGUGCUGUGCAAUCCCUGAUGAAAAUUGGAUCAUCUGUGCAGGUGAAAAUGAGUCCUGUGCCAUUAGAUAAUGUCUGUCCACCUGUCAAACUUGGCCCAUGGGGUGGAUGUGGGAGAUUAGGAUCCAGUCUGCUGUCCAGAUCCACCCCAGUUAUAUACCAAACUGUUACUUUGAAUAUUAUAUAUACAGUGUAUCCUGAACCAGGGCCAGCCCAAGACAUUUUGGCACCUGAGAUUGACCCCAUAUUGGCUCCAGGGAAGAAGGGUGAGGAAAAUCUACAUCAGGAACAAGGUGUGGGGGAAGAAAGAUCAACAUUGAGAUUUGCUACCCUAAUGGCUCCUGCCACCUGAAGUAGUUGCCUCACCUUGCUUCAUGGGUGGGCCGGCCCUAUCUUGAAUACUGCAGAUAUUAAAUGGGGAUCAGGGAAUGGGUAUUAUGUUGUGGUAGCAAAUUUUCAGGGUACUGUUUUAUAUAUGCAUUGUGGCCUAUAAAAUUGGUGCUAUAAAAUGGAAGGUAGGCGGUACAAAACCACUUUCCUAUUUAACUGGUUAGAUUCCUGGUUAGAUGAAACAAAAUGUUUGUGUGUGAACCAUUGAUGACUCAAAAAUACCUAUUAAAUUUAUUGAGAUUGUAUUAGAGUAUAUAUUGCAAUCUUGUGAGUCUGUUGAAAGAAUAAUGAGUGAUUUACAAUAUAGUAUUUACUAACUUGUUUGUUGUUCUAAAAAUAGGCAUCACAUUUUCAUCUAAUUGUAGACAACUGUGAUUAGAUGUGAUGAAAAUAAUUUCUAAAAAAUACUUCAUACAUUUGGUGAAUUUCCAAAGUAGGAUUAUACUGUAUUGUAUAAUAAAAAUAUCAGUUUUAGAGGAUCGUCAUCUGGCAAGAUGAAAGCUAGCUUCUUUCUUUAGUCUUAGCCCUUUGUCUGCUUUUAUUUUUAGCUCAGCUUCUGUGCUUGCAAGUGUGCAAUUUAAACUUGCAUCAUACUUAAAAUGAAUUUAUGUGAAAGUGGGCAGUAAUUGUUCUUCAAGCUCACUUUCCCCUCAGCUGGCCCUCUUCCUAAAAGAUGACUUUAAGUGUAACUGAUGAGAUUGUUUAAUGUUCUCAAAAUCUCAGGUAGAAUUUUCAUGAUGUAAGCAGCCUCCAGAGCAGCCCCAAGUUCAGCAAGGGCAGAAUUAUGUUUGACUUCAAAGAAGUAUGGAUAGAAAUAAAGGGCUGUAUCUAGCUUAUUUAUUGUUGGAGUAAACCAUUGAAAUGAAUGGACCUAAGCGAAUCAUUAACAGUAUUUUCGAUGGGUCUAUAUUCUGAGUAGGAGUAACAGUGGCUACAAUCCCAGUGUUUGUAUUUAUAGACUGUGGAGAGAUUUCUGGGAACUUGUAGUUAGUCACAAAAUCUCAUGCCCAUAUCAACCUUGAAUUGGGCAUGCUGCUGAUGCGCCCAGUGCACUGCACUGGUCAUUUUUUUUAUAAGCCAGGGCCUCACAUGCCUCAUGUGCAAGAGUAGGAGGCUAGGGUGCUUAAAAUGUUUAAAUAAUGGUGUAAAUUUGCUUGAGUAUACAUUUGAUUGGUUAUUUGGGAUUUUUUUUUUGUCAUUUGCCAGAGUAUACUAUGUUUCUUUCAUAUAUUUGUUCCCGUCCAUAGUUUAACAAUAAUUAAUAAAUAAUACAAUUUCUCCUAGUUGAGACUUGAUGUAAUCUGACUUCUGUGGAGCACUAGGUGGAGCCCUUUAGCUGACAAACCUGAACCUGCCAUUUCUUUUAAAGGGUGAGUGUUUGCCUGCUGCCCAUUACAGUUUGUUCAUGCUAACCAUAUUAGCUGGACCCAUUUGUAAACAUUCCCUAUCCUCGGAGCAUUGGAAAACAUACUGUGGUAGCUGGAAUUACUUUUAAAUUGUGCUAGCUGAUGCACUUAUGGAAAAACAUUCCAUGAACAACAGUUCUGUUGUGCAAACAGUUCCAUGGGCAACAGUAGUGCCACACGAUCAGCAUUGUUCUGUUUCAUAAAUACUUACAAUUUAAAUGAGACAAUCCUCUGUUAAUCCAUUCAGAAUAAUAAAUAGCACCAUUUUACUAAGGGAAAAGAUAAUACCAAUGGAACCAAAGGGAGCAAAUGGCUGGAAAUCCAGUUUAAGUCAGAAAGGUAAAGUACCUACUUCCUGGUGGUCUAAUUUCCCCUGUGCUUGCUAUAAUGGUUAUUGAUUCUAGUGGAAAUCCAGUAGCAGGACGGCAGGUCAUUCUCAGUGACAGAAGGCCCCAGAUUUAGUCCUUGACAUGAAAGGAUCAGAUAGCUGAUAAUAGGAAAGGCAUCUCUAUUUGAAACCCAUGAGAUUUUCUGCCAAUCCAAUAUAGGACUGCUCUGCAAGUGUGACUAAGACAUGCCCUGGUCUGUUUAUGCAUCUCUGCCAUAUGCAGCCCCUGUUCAAGCAACCACAUUAUAGCAGAAAUGUUAAAACAUCUGGUUCUGUGUACUGCAGCUGGUUACAUUGAAUAUCUGAAAUGGAAAUGAAUAAUUUGUUCCUGAUCGCUUAUAAGACAACUGAUCACAAAUGUCAUUGUUCUUUUGAACUGAGAGAGGGCUUGUGGUAGAAAUCAUGCAGAAUGGCCCUUCAUGUUUUGGCAACAAAGUAAAUUUAUAGUGUAACUUUUAAAUGGGCUAAUUUUAUGAGUUGAUCUGAAUAAAUAAGGUUUUAUUGUUAUUUUGUACUUGUGCACUUAUUUCCAGGAAUUUAUACUGUGCCUGUCAUUUGGAAUCCUCUUGGCCCCCCCCCCCCGCAAACUUUCCAUUUUCAUCAUUCAUUACGUUACUCACUGUACUAAAGAUAUUAGAUAAAGUUUGUUUUUUUUUACACACACAUACACCUGUUCAAUAUUAACUUGGUAUCUGUCUUUAUGAUAGAGGAUUUAUGAGUAUGCCAUCAGACAUUGUCUGCACUGGCUGAAAUCUGUAUUCGGCUGAAUUGCUCAAGGGUUAAUAUUUGACACAACACGAGGUGAAAGAAGCAUUUUAACUUUAAUGACAGCCUUGGCAGGAGACUAUUUGGUUAAACUAUAGUACACAAUGCAUGCUGGCUCAAAAUGUUCCCAGUUGCGAAGGAGAAAGGGAUUGGCUGAGCUCUUGGCUUUCUGUGUAGCAAGGUAAUAAAUUUUUAAUAGGCCAUGAUACUCUCAGAACGUUCAAGGUAAAUGCCAAACGUGUGCUCUUUGGAACCGCCUUUCCAGCUAUUUGGUGCUAACACACACCGGUAUCAGCUGGCUGAAGGUCACCUUUCACCUUCACUGCAGUUUCAGGAGAGUCCACGUGUUUUAGAAGUGCUCAGGAAAAGUGGAAUGCAGAAGAGCAAUGUAGCGUGGUGGGUAGAGUGCCUGGCUUGGAUCUCAGCCACUUGAGUUGAAAUCUCUCAUUCAUGUGCACUCCUACGUCCGUUGCCCUCUGUGCAUUCAAGGAAUGGUGGGAUAGAAGUCUGAUUUGUAAUUGCAUUCUGAAACGAUAGUGAAAAAUUAAGCAUUGGAGGAGUGGUUUUGAAAGGUGCAGUGUGCGAUUUGUGAAUAUUUCCUUUCAAAGACCCAUAUGUUCAUAAACGAACACACAUUUUUAUUUCUAACUUCUGGUUCCAAACCUCUGUAGGGAAAAACCUAGACGAGAAGGCCUCAACAAAUGUCUGCGUUCGUUUCAGUAAACUGCUCUAGCAGCUACUGAGGCCUCCUCAUUUUAUUUUUCACUGGCUUUCAAAGUGUGUGGCCAGUUGCGGUUGUGUACAAGGCUCCUUACUCAAGUGUCCUGCUGCCAGCAUUUGAAAUUUGCCUGGUGCAUUUUCCUCCUGGCUAUUGGCCACUUGUGACCACUAAUUGAAGAUGGCCAGGUGCCUGACGUCUCCACCAUCUGGAGGUGCAUGCCUGGGGAUCCUUGGAUCGUGACUGUUUUCACACACUAAACAACACAUCCUGUAGAAUUCUAUCCAUUAUAUUUUAUCUGUGCAAUCAGAAUGAAUUUCAGGAACCAAAAUGUCGUAUUGAAAACUGCUUUCAAGCUGUCUGGCCCCCAAAUGGCGUCUAGGCAUUCCAUUUUUGCAACUGUAACUCCUGGUUUAAGGAGCCACUUGGCGCUUAGCUUAUAUAUCUGAGUUUCUAACACUGGCUGCUGCCCCUUUGUGGAAGCCCCAUUUUGCCUGCCUGCAUGUUCCUAUAAUGCCCUGCUAGUAUCAAGUUUUAUUCUCCCCACUCUGAAAAUUCUGCUUAUGAAAAUGGGCAAGUAUUGCUGUCUUGAGGAGCACUUUGUUCUUAUUAAAGGUAACAUUUAGAACUUGUUCUAUAUUCAGUGAGAGCAGAGGGGCCAAUUUUAGCACAACCUACUUGGUUUUAAUUACAAGACUCUGAUUCUCAAACACGCUUGUGUAAUUUGUCAUCUGUGGUUUGCAAUGCUCUUUUAUUUGGCUGGUACAACUUGUGAAGAGACGUGGCCUUGCCAAGCAGCAGUAAUCCCAUAUUCACACCACAUAGUGCUGCUUAUGCCUGUGUGGGCUGGCAUCUUUUAUCUGUCAGAGAUUCAUCUCUCCUCUGUCAGAGACAAGGCAUGGAACUAUGCAUCCAUAACUGUUUCCAGUAGGAUACUAGUUACACAGUCAUUCUGCCCAAAAACUGGGUUGAGGAGAGCUUCGGAAGCUGAGUCAAUUGGUCCAUUAGUUCAGUUUCCAUUGAAUGGCUGUGGCUCUCCCAAGAUUUCAGGCGGUUCCCCCCCAUUAUUACCAGGAUUUGAACCCUGCAUGCAAGGCAGGUGCUCUGCCAUUGGCUGAACUAGAUAAACAUGGUAUCCUUCAGUUAACACAUACAGAAACUGAGCAAGAGAGUUGUCACCUUUUGUCUCUCUGAAAUAAAAUAUUUCCACAUAUGUGGCUUAGCCCUUCGGUGUAAAAAAUGCCUUUUAGGUUGCUUCUUUAUGCAGAAUAAAUAAAUAAAUGGCUGAAGGGAUUAAAAAGAAAUAUCUACCCAGUGAAUGAAAUAGUGUUAACGUCAAUGUAGUGUAGCAAUAGACCAGGUCCUGAAUUUCUGCAUUCCAUCUAAUUUAUCCUCUGGACUAUAGAAUUUGCUGAGAAGCUCUAAUUAGUACUAGUCUGAAUAAAGAAGGUUUUCACAUUCCACCUGAAAUCCAACGGUGAAGAGUUUAUCUGGGCCUCAUGGGAAGUUCUGUGAAUUGAUUAUCACAGCGUACUCUUCAUUAGCUGAAAUAGCACUGAAUGAGAUUCUAUACUGAAUGGCUCCAUGUUACAGAAUUAAACAUCCUUUAUCCUCUGCUCCUGUUGGUUUGUUUUCCCAGAACCUCUUUUUCCAGAAGAUAAAAAAAUCUUGGAAUUCAUAUGGGCAAAGGCUCUCCUGAAGGUACACUGGGCCUAAGCCACAUUUCAAGAUGCUCACAUUUCACAGAGUUUUUCCUUGUUCUGUAAAUCUGUGCUACUCACUUUCUGCAGGUAUGCUGAAAUGUAACACCACGGUCCUCUUUAUUUAAUUUCUCUGAUGCCCUCAAAGCUACUGCUUAUAUAGUCAUUAAGUAAAGUAGCACUGAAGGGAACCGCACCCCCAGAGUUUCACUUUACCGCAUUACACAUACUUCGCUUUGUCUUAGACGUUUUUGAUAAAUCUAAUUCCAUUGCUUUAAUUUGGGGAUUAUUGAGGCAUGUAGGUGGUUGAGCUAUUUUGCCCACAAUUACACAGCAUGUCAAGAAAAAAGCUGGGAACAUAACGUGAGAGUAUUGGUGCUUUGCUUUCCAAUAUCGUUCAUUAGCUUUUCCUUUGACUAAAGUGCAAAAGAAGCCGAAUGCAGUGUUUCUUAUAGUUCUGAACAUUUUAUUAUGGAGUAGCAGAGGAAGGCCAUGGGGUGCUUUGCCAUUUUACUAAUAUAGCUUAAAUUGGCACAAUCUUGUUUCCUUUCUUUAUUGAUCUUGGUAACAGUUUGUACAAAUGCUUUUUUGUCUUCCAAAUCUCUCUAUAAAAUGGCAGCCUAUUUUUCUUCCUUAGGAGCUAAUUAUUUGGGGAAUGAUCCUUCCUGCACAGCGUAGCUCCAUUCCACAGUUGAAUCCCCACUGAGUUUUUAAGCAGAGGUUGGAUGGUCAUCCUUCAUGCAUUCUUUAGUUGAGAUUCCUGCAUCGCAGGGGGUUGGACUAGAUGAUCCUCAGGAUGCCUUCCAACUCUGCAAUUCUUUGGUUCUGUGCUUUAACCUGGUCCCCAUUCUCUUGGAUUACUGGGGCCUUUAAAUGCAUGUCAUGACAGUUCUCCAGAGUACUUUUGGGUCAAGCAGCCUACUUCCAACCUGAAAUAGAUGCUACAUUGGAUACUGAGUCUUGAGCAGUGUUGUCUGUUCUGUUGUAUGAAGAAAGUUUCAGUUGUUGACCCCUAAGUAUGUGAACAAAACAGUUGGGGCUAAUGUCCGUCAUGGCUGUAUACUGGAGGAGAGAAUUCAGUUGGUUACUGCAGCAUAAUUCAGGGGAAGGAGUAAUACAUACCUCCUUAAAAGUAGCAAUUGUAAGACCACUGCUGAAAACUCUUGGUCCCCUUGUGCUGGAAUAUUGUACCCCCGUUUUUCUUUUGCCUGGUGUGUGUGGUCCUAUGGCUGGUGGCUUAUUGGCUAAAGGCAGUGACUUAUGAAAUGGGUUGUCUAAUGUGCAUUCAUGUCCUGCUUGCCCCCUUCCCAUAGAAAUCUUGCUUGCCACUGUGAUGGAUGGGCUUUUGGUUUGAUCCAUGAGGGCUCUUCUUAUGUAAAUCUAUUUCAAGCCAGCUUCAAGCCUAGGUUUGGGUUAAAGGCUGCCAUUUUCCCCUUGGUGGUUUAUCUGCACUCUUGGUCCUCGUGGAUCUCUCUGUGGCUUUGAGACUAUUUGCUUUGGUAUCCUUCUGGAUCACCUGCAUACAUUAUUAGUGAAGGUACUGUUUUACUGUAGUAGCAGUCAGGAGAUGGUGCUGGAAAAUAAUUGAUCUUCCCUGUGGAAACUUUCCUUUGCAGUUCAAUUCUUCCAGGCUCCUCCUUGUUUUCCAUGCUUUUUAACCUCUGCAUGAACUGCUGCGCAAGAUCAUUUGAGGAAAGGUAUCAUCGGUUUUAUUGUAUGCCACUUUGAGUGCAAUUUUAAUGCAGAAAAGUGGGAUAUAAAUAAGUAAUAAUUAAGGGAAUUAAAAUCUGCCAGAGAGAUGUUGCUUCAGGUGGUACUGCCAUCUGAAGUAUCUGUAAAUAGAGCUUUUGUGGCACUGGUAUACUGCGUUGUGAAGUGUUCUGCUGAGGGAAAUUCACUAUUCCAUUGUGAUCUUUAUGGAUCCUUUAAAAAUGUCUUUUUUAAAAAUUCUGCCAAACUUUUUGAGAAGCAGGAUUGGCUCUGGUUUAACAGGAGAUGAAUUGGUGCCAGCAUUUUGUGUACUUUGUAUUACAGAUGAAUGUUUAAUGAUGUUUUAUGAUUACUUUAUUGUAAGCUCCUUUGAGGAUCUUUAUGGCUCAAAAGCAAUCUUAAUCUAAAUCAUAAUCUAAAUAUGAUGAUAUUGAGCCAGUCAGUUUACUUUUCCCUUUUAAAGCAACAUUUAAGCUGUAAUCCUAUACUUGUACACCUGGGCGUAAGCCCCAUUAAACUUAGUGGAAGUUUCUUCUGAGUAAACCUGACCUCAAUGUGUCAGACGUGGGAAAGGCUGUGUGCAUGUGCUUCCCAAGGAGCUGAAGCCCUGCUCUUAACCAGGAUGUUUGGUUUUCUUUUCUACCUGCUUUAUUUCCUUUACUCACUUAGCCUCUUUUAUAGAAACAAGCAAUUUACCAUUAGCAUAUAUUUAAAUGAAUUGAUAUGCACCGUGGUUUUCCUGCUCCUCUGGGUGAGGCAGUGACCUUAAAUAGGAGUUGCUAAACAACCAAGUUUACUUACUUCUCUUUGCAGCUUUACAGGAGGUAUAAAGGAUUAUGCUUCUUAUGUGCAAUUGGUCAUAUAUAGUGUAAAUAAAAUUUACACUAAAAAAAAAAAAUUAAACCAAGGUCAGUGUGAAGGUAAAUAAUGUGGCUAGGUAAUUACUUUAGUGUUUCUCUAUUGGUAUUUGAUGUUCAGGGUCAUUUGAGGAGCUUGGCUUCUUUCUUUCUAUUACUGAAGUUAAUGGUGAUUUCUUCUCAAAAGUUUAUGCCUUUCCCUGUCUUGGAAAUGAUUCCAUAAUGGGAAAACGACUCUGGCAAUGCUGUCUACUUUACUUUCUGUAUUUUGAAUCAAUUCAUCCUGACUAAUUAUAAUAUUUACAAAGCCCUCUUUAACAAAAAUAUAGGGUACAUCUACUUUUUCAGGAAGUAGUAGCCUUCCUGGGGUGGGAAUAUAUAAUGUAAAACCUUUAAAUCCUCAAAUAGCACAUAGGUAGCAUAAAAGAAAUGGUGGGGGGGGGACCUUUGGCAGAAUGGCAGGUGAGUGAUUGGCAUCUGUGGAAAUUGCCGUUAGAAUAGAGCGUUGACAAGGGCAACCAAAGCUUCUCAGGUUGCUGCUAUGCCUCAGCCUGAGUUGGAUAAACAACAGUAAGGACAAGGAAGAAGAAUUUUCCAUGCUCUUUCAUGUAGGAUUCUGCAGUCUGGGGUGAUAAUGAUGACUUGUUGCCUCUUUUUCAAUACAAGCAAAGUAUGGAACCAGAUUCUGAGCUGGGGAAAGCAGGCUGAGUCACAAAGGGGGUUGCAACUGUUUUCUUCUGCUCCACUGGGAAAUGAAUAGCACAGAACUGCUUCUUUGAAUGUCAUCAGCUCUUAUGGAAUGCUGGUGGUUUAAAUGGCAGGUUUUGACUAAUCUCCAUUUAUAGGUGGGGAGAAGGUCAAGGUUUGCAAAUCAGGGUUGUUGGGAGUAUUGCCACCUUGAUUGCUGGGAAUGGCUGGGCAGGGGAGUGCCAAGGAUUUAAACAAAAUAACCCUAAUCUUCCUGUAUGGCUGGGAAUGUUCUACAAGAUGACAUUCCUCUCUGAGCAAAGAGUGGUUUCUGGGACCUGGGCUGCAAGGCUGUGUGUGAGUGAGUGAGUGAAGAGGAGAGAGAGAGAGAAAGGAAGGAAAGAAAGAAAGAAAGAAAGAAAGAAAGAAAGAAAGAAUCAUUGUACUUUGAACUUGGGCAGAGAGAGGAGAGAGAAAAUAAUUUAUCUGUCAUUAGCUACACGAAGGUACACCCUUGAAAAUGUCUGCAUAAGAACCUUAGAAGAGCCCUCCUCAAUGAGAAUGAGGUCCCAUGUAUAGCCCAGUCUUCUGUUCUCACAGUAGCCAACCAAGGGUGAAGCCAACAAACAGGACAUAAGCACAAUAAGACUCUCCUAUUCAUGAUCUCCAACAACUGGUAUUCAGGGACAUAUAUAGUAGCAUAUAGCUAUCAUGACUGCUAGCCAUUUAUAGCCUUUUCCCUGAUGAAUUUAUGUAAACUCCUUUUAAAGUCACCCAAGUUGGUGGACAGCAUCACACCUUGUGGAAGCAAAUCCCAUCAUUUUAAUGUUGCACUGCAUAAAGUAGUAAGAGCAAGAACUCCUUUCUGGCAGUCUGGUGCAAAAUUAGGUGUGCUUUUAUCUCCAUUAUAGUCUGUAAGAGAGCACAUCCCAGCUUCUGCCAACCUAGCAGUUCGAAAGUAUACCUGUGCAAGUAGAUAAAUAGUACCACUGCGGUGGGAAGGUAAACGGCAUUUCCGUGCGCUCUGGCACUCGUCACGGUCCUCCGUGCACCAGUAGCAGUUCAGGCAUACUGGCCACAUGACCCUGCCUAUGGGCAAACAUGCAGUGAGAUGAGCACUGCACCCCAUAGUUGCCUUUGCCUGGACUUAACCGUCUGGAGAUCCUUUACCUUUUUACUUUUUUUAUAUUACAAAGUCCCCAUAAGUCUCCAGGGGCCUCUCCCUCCACAGGAAACUAAACUUUGGAACUUCUUGCUGCUUGGGGAAGUGGGAAACACUUAUGCCAAAUGUUCUGUUCUUAGACACUUGAACCAGUCCCUACCCUUGCUCCCAUUCUUGUCUUCCUUUAUCAGAUCCAGUCUUUGUUCUUUGUGUUUGCCCCAUAUGUUGCAUGCCCUCCUGACAAACAGCCGUGUCACCAUCAAGUGUACAGAACCCACCACUAUUGGCUUGAGAUAUGUGUUUAAACAAUGACAAUAAUUCACAUUUGACUGCAGAGGUUGGUAGUGUUUACUUUCAGGGUUUGGUCAGGGAGAGUGUAUUUCAUCUCAAAUUCCAGAGUAGGGCUUCCUGAAAAAAGUCAGUACUGUAGUGCUAAAAUAUAGCUGAAUGUAGAUAUGAAAUCUGCAUGGGGCAUAUACCCUGGAUAGAUUAAAAAGCAUAUUGGGAAAGGGGAUUGGAGGGGCUGCUACUCGCAAGAGAAAUCACGAGAUCCAUCUGCACAUAAAAAUCUCCCGAUGUGCUUUUGCCCAUGUUACCUACUGAGGCUGUCUUUUCUGCAUAGUGCUAUAUUGUGCAGUGCAGUGUGGGCGAGGGUUGCUGCAGUGAAGUAGACGUGCCGUAAUGUGACACAUAAUUUUCAUGGCAAGCCCUGCCCAUAUUAAAGAUCAUGGCCCAGGUAGGAACUUGAUGGGGAAAAUGGGAAGGACUAAAGCUGCUAUUGUGAGGCCUCUUCCCCUAGCAGAUGUCUGUGGGUGAGGUGGUGUCACCUCAGUAACAGUCAUUGGCUUAUGUUUAAAAUAGCUUAAGGCAGAAUGUAAUGGUAAUAGUAGUCAUACUUCACAUUUAGAUAACUCUUUUCAAGUAUUCAAAUUCUUUAUCUACAGUGGUACCUUGGGUUACAUACGCUUCAGGUUACAGACUCCGCUAACCCAGAAAUAGUGCUUCAGGUUAAGAACUUUGCUUCAGGAUAAGAAGAGAAAUUGUGCUCUGGCGGCGCGGCAGCAGCAGGAGGCCCCAUUUGCUAAAGUGGUGCUUCAGGUUAACAACAGUUUCAGGUUAAGAACGGACCUCCGGAACGAAUUAAGUACUUAACCUGAGGUACCACUGUACUUUUAUCUCUCAGUAAUCACUAGAAUGGCCCUGCAAAGUCAACAGUAGUUGUAGUCUCCAUAUUGUUCCUUUUGGGAAACCUCAGCGUCUGAAUGAUGUGUUGCUCCGGCCUAGCAAUGUUGUUGCUAUGUGCUGUGCCUCAGAUGUAUUUGCUGCAGAUCAGCCUUUCAUUUGGAUGAAGUGCAUUUUCCUGAAUUGUCUUUCAUGAGAUCACUACUAAAUUCCUACAUUCCUCUUUUCCCUUUCUUUCAGAGCCAGGAUGAAAGAUACGCUUUCAUUGCAGAGUGGUAUGAUACAAAUGCUUCACUUUUUCGACGCUAUGAGCUUCUGUAUUACCCAAAAGAUGGAUCAGUGGAGAUGGUAAGACUUGUUGUUGUUAUUUGAAUUUCUAUACCACCCUAUACCCGGAGGUCUCAGGGCGGUUAUAAGACAACCUCGCAGAUUGCAGUGGUUGAGAGCAAAGUAGGCUACCCUUAGCAUUAUUGGUUUGGUCUUAUGUGAAGCCAAAAACACAAGAAUUGCUAUUCUCUCUUAGCUGCUAAAUUGUCCUAGAAGAAAAAAAGCUUUUUUAGGGUCUCCUGGUGAUACCAUAAAACAUCUUGGUGGCGGUGGUGAUAAAGGUUAUUGUCAAACUAGGACUAAUUGAACAGCCUUGCUUGAGAUUCAUUCAUCCACUGAGUACAUGGAAGACUUAUUUUGAGCGCCAGUCAUGGAGACUUGAACCUAUGAUUCUGCUGCCUUUCCCCGGUUUCCUGUAUGCAUAGCUAUUUACCAUGGGGAUGGUGAAAACUUUGUCAUGAACUGGCUCAUAUAAGGCAAGGUUUCUCUUAAUUGAAGACACAUGGCACCACUGCCUCACUGAAGCUAAGCAGGUCAGGAUCUGGUCAGUGCCUGGACAUGCAUGCUGCCUUGAGUGCAGUGAUGGAAAGAAGGUGCUAUAUGAAUUUAAACUAUCAAGCCAAUAUAUGGUUUCCAAGGUUUGUCUAGCUUCACCUUAUUGGCCUCUCCUUUAAGAGUAAAACUCCAUUUUGGAAAGCUGAGAAGCAGCCAUUUCUUGUUGGACAUGUGUUAGAGUUUAAUUUGCUGUGUUUAAAUUAUGUUCUGAUACACAGUAUUCUGCCCACCUGUGUGCCCUCCUGUUUUUCAUAUUUUAAAUGCUAGUGAGUAUGUUACUGGGGAUUGUAUAUAAUGUCAUUCAUCAGAUGCCCAGAUCUAAUUGGCUCAGGGACAUAAAGGUAUUGUUACCAAGACCUGGUGGUUGCACAAAAGACAGAGAUUGUGGCUGAUCAUGUGGAGUCCUACCCAUGUGAUUCAAAGAGAGGAUGGAGUUACCUUUCUUUUGUGCUCUUAUAUUCUCUUCUGCAUUCUGUUUCAGUGAAAUUGCCAAUUACUGAAAUUGUUCCUGGUGCCAGAAAAAACAAGCAAUAGUGUACUAAUAAUAACAGAAUCUAAAUCAGGGAAAGAAUGGCUGCAUUUUAUGCCAAUUAAAAAUAUUUCUUUGGUUGGUAAGAGAGCAUCUUAAUUCUGAGUUAUCAGAAACCCACUUUCCUCUUUGCAAACAGAAAUUGGUUCAGUAAUGCAUCUACUUAUAUGGCCAUCUUUCAUUCCCUGAGGAAUGCUUAUCUUUACCAAGUUGCUAAAGAGGAAAGCAAGUGAUAAAAGCAACUCAUUGUAAGACAUACUGUCAGGCAGUUUAUUACCCUAUGUUAACCCCCUCCCCCAAAUGUCCUUCUUAGAAUUCAAUUUCAGAUGUUUAAUGAUUUGUAGACCAUUAAGAUCUGGGACCCAUGCACAUAGCCAACAGCUCCUGUAGACAAGCUGAUGUUGAAACUCAUUGAGAGUUGGGCUGCUUUGGGAGGAAGAAGUUGGGGCGGGGGAAUAAAACUAAUUAAUAUUAAUAAUAAAUGGAAGCAGCAACCAUCUGAAAAAAGGAGAUAUUCCAGUGUGCCUGUAGAAACUCAUUCAUGUGCCUAAAUGGGUUCUUCGGUUCUAAGCCAGCCUAGUUCACUUACUCUUGGUUAUUAAAGAAAGCAACAGGGAGAGGAAUAAAUCUGCAAGCUGUAUUUACCAAACCAGAUGUUGAUUUUGCUUUUGUUUACCCACUUUGCUCUGCACCUGCCUCUUUGUUUUAAUCAGAUUUAUAAAUAACUUAAGGUGUACAAAGCAUAUAAAAACCUCAGAGGAAGGGGAAUUGUUUUGUUGUUUUUAAUCUUCCAAUUUGUCACACUUCUUGGUAGCGAUUGAGAAGAAACUGGAGCAUUUGCAGUAAAUACCAGAAGCUCUGGCAAAUAUUAUGGAACAGAGCCAGGAAGUAAUUGGGAUCCCGUAUUUUGAAGGUACAUUGGAGGAAACAAUAACUUUAUUAUUUGACUACAGUAGCAAACCAAUAUUGGAUUUUGAAUGCCAAAUAAGCUAGAGUAAAAAUAAGUUUCGUGCUCAGUCCUGUUCAGACAUUCUGUGUUGAAGCAGUUUGGUUCCCCUUUCACUCAUUCCAAGUGCCUUCAGUUUGGGAUGGUUAUUGAAAGUAUUUGUUUAUGAUCUUCAGUCAAUUUGAGGAAUACCCAAAAGGUUACUUUUGAAAGUGAUAAAUGGUAAGACAACUCAGUAUAUUCAGUGACUGCUGUAGUACUAUAUGCAACUGGAUCUGUUAUUAUGUGUUGGAGGGUGAUGCUUCAAUCCUGUGCACACUAACUUGAGUAUAAGGUGUUUUGGACACAGUGGGCUUAUUCACAGUGGGCUUAUUCAUACCUUGUGUAUGAUUAUGAAUGAUGAUAAUAUAUGUGUACACAUAGUAAAAAUGUAAAGGCAUGUAUACAAUGUGUUUUCCUCUCAGGCUUGGAAAAAGUGACUCCAUAUAAAGAUAAUUUUGGCCAUACUUGCAAGUAAUCAGAUUUACAUUUUUAAUAAGUAGGAAUUGUUUUUAGGAAAAGCUAGGAACAGAAUUUGUUUUGCCAUUUUUUAAAAAAGUAUGGUUAAAACUGCAACCCCAUAAACAUUUACUUGAGAGUAAGUCCCAUUAAGUUAAGAUUACCAUUUUUUUCCCAGUUGAAUCCAGGGACACUUUUCAACUGCCUACUAAAUAGAUAGAUUUUGUCAAAUUUGUAAAUUUGGGGACUGUCCCCAGGAAAUGAGGACGUCUGGUAACCUUCCAUUAAAUUCAGCCGGGCUUACUUCCAAGUACACAUGUCUAUGACUGCACUGUGAAGCAGAUCAUUUAGUUCAGCUCAUGAUACCUCUAUUUCUUCUGUGCCUCAAACCAUUUGGUAUAGGUGCAUUAGAAAAAGGAUCUCUAUAAAUGCAGAUUGUGAAGUAUGAAGUAUUGUAGAAUCCAGUACUUCAGAAUCUUUUUCUUUAAUUCUUAUUUUUUAUGCAUCCCUCUUACUUUCCAAGGAACUCAAGGUGGCUACCAAGUCAGAAUAAUAAUAAAAAAAAUUAAAUCUAAAACAACUCCCAGUUUAAAUCCCAUAAUAAAAACUAAAAACCAAGAAAGCACAGUAGGUCUAGCACAGCCCAACACCAGGACCUCCCCCUCAACCAGCCAUCAGCCAAAUAACUUUUUGAAGAUCUACGUCUUUUCUAGCCAUGACCUUAGCCCCAGUUCCCUUCCUAUUGAAAGAAUAUAAUUUUGGGGCCUGACACAUUUUCCUAGGCAUUCUGCAGGAUAGGUAUCAUCCCAGAGUAUGUCCUAGCACUGGUUGCCAUCAGCCUUGCCUUCUGAAGUUGAAGAAUCUGCAGCAGUGCCUCAGAUGAAGUUUGGAGCCUUCAGAAAGAAAUGUAUGGAAGGAAGUGGCUCUUAAGGUACCCAAGUCCCAGGUUGCUUAGUGCUUUAAAGCCCUAACCCCAAGCAACUUGAAUCGAACACAGAAGCAAACUGGUAGCUGGUGCUAGUUUUGAAAAAUUGGCACAGGCACAUAACAGUAGUCAAAGUAACUUUUAAAAAACAGUAUCUGUUUCUCUUUGUGCAUGAUAUUCUUCUUCUUCUUUUUAAAAGUAAAGGUAUUUUAGACCUGCAUGUAGAUUAUUCAGUCUCUUUACCUUACCAGUAUGACAUGAAGAACCGCUGCCGAUUCCUAAAUCGCAUCAAAUAUGAAGAUCUGCAGUUUAAAGAUUUGUUUGUGGGCAACAAAAUUACUAUCUUCUCACGCCACCUCAAUUUGGUUGACUAUGGGGAUCAAUAUACUUCCCGCAUGUUGGGCAGUCGCAAAGAAAGGUGAGAGGAUAUAUUCUUUGAACCUCUUAUUUUCUACCUUAUAAACUUGAGGCUAUUGAGAUGUCUGUGCUCCUUCAUUCUCUUGCAGGCCAGGGUGCCUGGACCAGCUGGUAGCCUCCAAGAGAGAAAGGGCAAAGAGAGAGCCUUGCUACAGUGAUUGCUUAUUAGUUAGGGAUGCAUCCUCAUUUCCUCUCCUCUCUGUGUGCAUCACAAUAGCGCACAGCCCUCUAGGAGUUUAUUGUCCAAAUGUCACACUAGUUAAAGCACAACACCCACUCCUCAGCAAACUCUUUCUCUCGGCCCCCUAAGGAGAAAGAGCGUGAUGUGCACCCCCUAAAUUCUGGUUAUAUUUCAGUUACCCUUCAAUCUCUGGGGAAAGAAUAAGAACCUUAAGUGCUAGCACUCAAGUGAGAUAGCAAGAUACUCCCUGGAUGUUGAUGAUUAAUUUGUUAAUCAUCUUCUAGAUAAUCUUCUCAAGGCUAUAAACAAUAAAAAUAGUAUAUUACCUUAGAUGGUUGUCAAAAGCCAAUAUCUCCCUCAGCUAAGCGACCCUCCAGCCCACAGUGUGAGAAAGAAUAUUAACAAUGAACAUUACUGUGAUGUUGUCACAACCCAAAAUACCUCUCUGCAGCCCCCUCUCUAUUCAAUAUGGGAAUAAUAGAACUACACUACAAAAGAGCAGGAGACAGGGAGACACUCAUUUUCCUGGUGUGAGACACCAUGAUUACUGCCCCCCAAUAUUCCCAUUUAACAGGCCUCCAGAGGGCAAGGCAGAAAGGGCAGCCAUCACCCAAGUGCACAUCCUGUUGCCACCAUUCUCCCCUUCCCAUCCAACUUUUUGUCAUAUGUGCCACUUGAGAGCCAGUGUGGUGUAGUGGUUAAGAGCGGUGGACUCGUAAUCUGGUGAACCGGGUUCGCUUCCCCUCUCCUCCACAUGCAGCUGCUGGGUUACCUUGGCUAAUCACACUUCUCUGAAGUCUCUCAGCCUCACUCACCUCACAGAGUGUUUGUUGUGAGGGAGGAAAGGAAAGGAGAUUGUUAGCCGCUUUGAGUCUCCUUAGGGUAGUGAUAAAGCGGGAUAUCAAGUCCAAACUCUUCUUCCUCUUCUUCUUGUACUGGUCAGAUAUUUGAUCCAAAACCUUCAGCUGGUUAUAUGAAGAAUAAAAAUGCAUAUAACAGACAUAAUAACAUAUUUUUGAAAUGGUAUUUGUUUAGUUGGAGAUUUACUUAAGCUCAUAUUUUGACAACUUAUUUUGACUUUAUUGGUUUCUUUCCCUUCCCUCUCUAGAACCUUGGCUUUAUUGAAACCGGAUGUAGCACUCAAACUUGGAGAUGUCAUUGAUAUGAUUAUUAGAGCUGGUUUUACAAUAACUAAAGCCAAAAUGACGAAAGUUUCAAGGUGAGGUUUUAAUAAUUUGAGAUUUUCAAAAAUCGGUUAAACUAUUGUUUACCUUGAAUGGGUGACUGUUGCCAACCUAUAUCCCCCCGUGUUAUCUGGUCAUGUUCCAUCAUGCACAGCAUUUUCGUGCUCUGUCCAUCCCCUCCACAAACAGCAGCCAGUGAAUCAGAGGGGAGAUGGGAAAGGCUGAGCCCCAUUAAGUGAUAUCACCCAUAUGCUGUAACUGAAUACUAGAGGAAAAUGCAGGGAGGAGAUCCAUGGGAUGGCGGCAGCCAUGUAUUUAAGAUACUGUAUCCCUUUGGGUCCUAGCCAUGAUCCAGACAGAUGUGGUGAAGUAGGUGUGGUCCAGAGAGAUGUGGUCCAGAGAGAUGUGGUGCAGCACUCUGUAUGCUGCUGCAUAUGCAUAUCUUGUCAAAUGGGACACGGGUGGCGCUGUGGUCUAAACCCAGUGGGCUUGCCGAUCAGAAGGUCAGUGGUUCGAAUCCCCACAACGGGGUGAGCUCCCGUUGCUCUAUCCCAUCUCCUGCCAACCUAGCAGUUCAAAAGAACGCCAGUGCAAGUAGAUAAAUAGGUACCGCUGCGGCGGGAAGGUAAAUGGCAUUUCCAGGUGCUCUGGUUUCCAUCCCAGUGUUCCGUUGUGCCAGAAGCGGUUUAGUCAUGCAGGCCCAUGACCUAGAAAGCUGUCUGUGGACAAACGCCAGCUUGAAAGUGAGAUGAGCGCCGCAACCCCAUAGUUGCCUUUGACUGGACUUAACCAUCCAAGGGCCCUUUACCUAUCUUGUCAGGGUUCAUGCCCCAAACGACCCGGGACAUGCCUGCUCUGUUGGAAGCAGAGUAGAUAGCUCCAAAACAAUGCCUGCUUCCAAAAAAAUCCCUCAGACUCAGUAAUCUUCAUUAGUAAAAUAUUUACUAAUGCAAAAAUAAACUUGGCGGUACAAUUCCAGAUCCCUGGUGGAGUGUGCAAAGACCCCUGAGUGAAAGCCUGGACUGCUGCUCCCAGCUUGUGGAGGCAGUACUCAGCCUACUCAGUCUGACUUGGGAUAUGGCAGCUUCCUUUGAUCCUGUGAGGGCUCAGAGAAACCUGAUGGCACAAGCAGAACUCUGCUUGUGGUUCUGUGGGUUGAAGCCAUUGCUGAUUAAUAAUUGUUUUUCACAAAAGCAUUAAUGAUGCGUGUUUUUAAACAAAUCUUUUGUAGGGCAGAAGCAGUAGAUUUCUACGCAGAUCACCAAGCUAAGCCUUAUUACAAGUAAGUUUCAAUUUGCAGGAUGUUUUGACUUGUACAAUGUGCCCAGUGAAAUAUGAACAAUAAGUAUGAAAUUGACAUUGAUUUUUGCUUGAUCUUUAGAUUUAUACCAAUAAAUUGUGGGUAGUAUUUUUAGAGGUAUAUGGGACUGUGGAGGCUUGCAGGGUUGGCUUACCUCCUGGUUUCUCCCCACAAUCCUGAAACUGAGCAGAAGCAGCAGCUGCCAUAUACUGAGUCAUGGUCAAUGAUAGCAAUUACAACAUCUUACCUUGCUUAUUUAACUUGCAAAGCCUUAAAUAGUUUGGAAUCAGGUUAUUUGAAGGAUAACAUAAGAAUCUAGUUUCAAAUGGCUUGCAGGUAUGCUGCUAAGACCUACCAGACUGACAAAUACCAAAGACAGGACCUUAUUUAGUAGUGGCCCCUCAUCUAUGGAAGUCUCUCUCAAAAGAGGGACCUAUAGCCCCAUUCAUUUAAAAAAUGCACAAUUUUUUAAAAAAAGAUGUGUUUCAUUCUGCAUUUUAUUGAGGUGUUGACUGCUGUUUUUCAAACUGUUGCUGUUUUUAGUUUGGAAUGGCAUGGGUUUGUUUGUGUAUUAACAUUUUCCUUGUGUUGUUAAAUAAUUUCAUAAACCUCCUUAGGAAGGCUUUGCCCUGAAAUGCCUCAUGUAUAUUUCUGAAAUAUAAAGAAAUUAUUUGGCAAUUGAUGCUUUUUCCUCAUGACUAGGCAAAUGAGAAGGGCUAGUAGCUCAGUGAUAGAGUGAAUGCUUUUGCAGUGCUGUGCAGCAUAUGUUCAUGUGUGUGUUCGUGUGUGUAUUUUGUUAAUGGGAGCCACUUUUUAUUUUUAAUAUUUAUAUUUUAUUAAGGUGAUUUCAGUUAAAAGAAAUAAAGUGAUAUAGAAAAAGAAGAAGGACAAGUGAGAGGGAGAAAAACAACAACAACAAAGAUACAUAUAAAAGCGAAAAUAUGAAAAAAGCAAUAUACGAUAUUCCCAUACAUUCUUGUGAUUGAACCCAGUUACCUAUGUUUGAGCAGUAACAAUGAGUGGAGAGUGACAGAGGGAGAGGCUUACCAUGCAGCCCGGAUAGAUUUGGCAAGCCUUAUUUGUCCUACAGGCUGCCAGUUCAUGAAGAACUAGGAGCCUGGCACUUAUGCAACUACUUAAUCUGAAAUAAAACAAUGAUAGAAUAAGAACUUGGGUAUUUAAGGGAGUCUGCUUUCAUCUCCAGUACAGACUCUCUUAAAACAUUAGACUGAAAUUAUUCCAGAUGUUGUUGUCUGAAGGUACUAGAACAAGCAAGCUUAGACCUUUUGGGGAACUCAUGUGAAAUUGUGGUUUUGUUGCAGCUUUGUGUUUAGAAAAUGGCUAAUUAUAUCCUGCAUUAUAUCCAACACUGUGCAAACAGUUCCACUCAUACAACAGGACCCCUUCUGUUCCUAAUAAUAAUAAAAUUUAUUAUUAAAUUAUUAUUAAAUUUAUUAUUAAAUUAUUAAAUUUAUUGUUAGUAUUAUUAAUUUAAUUUAUAUAUACCCUGUCCAUCUGGCUGGGUUUUUCCAACAAAAGAUAAAAAAUACAUGAAAACAUUAGUCAUUAAAAACUUCUCUAAACAGGGCUGCCUUCAGAUGUCUUCUAAACGUCAGAUAGUUGUUUAUUUCUUUGACAUCUGAUGAGAGGGUGUUCCACAGGGCGGGCGCCACUACCAAGAAGGCCCUCUGCCAGGUUCCCUGCAACUUGGCUUCUCGCAGUGAGGGAACCGCCAGAAGGCCCUCGGCGCUGGACCUCAGUGUCUGGGCAAAAUGAUGGGGGUGGAGACGCUCCUUCAGGUAUACUGGGCUUAGGCCGUUUAGGGCUUUAAAGGUCAGCACCAACACUUUGAAUUGUGCUCGGAAAUGCCCCCUACAUUAAGGUUACCAGACGUCCCCGUUUCCUGGGGACGGUGCCCAGAUUUACAAAUCAGUCCCCUGACAAAAUCCAUCUAUUUAGUAGGAAGUUGAAAAGUGUCCCUGGAUUCACUGAAAAAAAUCUGGUAACUUUACCCGACAUGCCCUCCCCCCAAAUCUCCUCCAGAGGGUUCCCCAGAGGGUUGAAAAGAGAAAUAGAAGGAAGUUCCAUUGUGCAAGGAGAGAUCUGUGAGCGGGACAACAGUGUUGUAUACCACCUUCGGGGCUGUUGGUUUGCUUGCAUUUAGGGCAGCUGAAUCCCGUUUGAAUGUCCUGUUCAAUGUGAAUGCUAACUGCUCUCUUUUCUGCUUGCAGUGAGCUUCUUGAAUUUAUGACAAGUGGCCCUGUUGUUGCCAUUGAGAUCUUGGGAGAUGAUGCUAUAAGCCGAUGGAAGAAUUUACUAGGACCUGCAAAUUCUUCUGUGGCCCGUACUGAUGCCCCAAAUAGCGUUAGGGCAUGUUUUGGAACUGAUGGCAUAAGAAAUGUGGCUCAUGGUCCAGAUUCUUUUGCUUCUGCUGCUAGAGUAAGUCCCCCCCUCCCCCAAAAUUAUAUAUUUGAUAAGGUGAAUCUUUCUGCAUCUGGAUGACUGGGCUUCUACUGGCAUAUAUAUUAUACAAAAAUGAGUUUGGCUACUUCCAAUGUUUGUAGUCUGAGCUUGGUUUAGCUACAUGGCAUAUAGUAGCUAUAUGGCUUAGCUCAUCAGAAAGAAAGAAAAUACUCAACCCUGCCUUUUCUCCCCUUACCAUGUAUAGUCAAAGGAAACCCUUUCUCAAAACUCUUCUAGAGAACCUGCGCUUGACAAUCUCUUACAGAAAAUGUUAAAGAAAUGUUAGGAAAGGAAAAUGCUUCCUUCCCCACUGCCUGCCUUUAUGCUGGAAGGAGGCAGGGGUGGACUUUGGUAAUAUGGCGCCUUGAGCAAGGACAAACCCCACCUUGCUUAUUUUCAUGCCCCCAUCCCUCUCACCUUCUGUUCUGCGCAUGCUCUCAAAUGCGCUAUGUCAUAAAAAGGUAAAGGGACCCCUGACCAUUAGGUCCAGUCGUGACCGACUCUGGGGUUGCGGCGCUCAUCUCGCUUUAUUGGCCGAGGGAGCUGAUGUACAGCUUCUGGGUCAUGUGGCCAGCAUGACUAAGCCGCUUCUGGCGAACCAGAGCAGCACACGGAAACACCGUUUACCUUCCUGCCGGAGCGGUACCUAUUUAUCUACUUGCACUUUGAGGUGCUUUCGAACUGCUAGGUUGGCAGGAGCAGGGACCGAGCAACGGGAGCUCACCCCGUCACGGGGAUUCGAACCGCCGACCUUCUGAUCAGCAAGUCCUAGGCUCUGUGGUUUAACCCACAGCACCACCCGCGUCCCUGCGCUAUGUCAUAGUUGCGGCAUAUUUUGUGCUCCUCGGCUUGGUACCCUGUGCAGAAGAACCACCCGCCCCACCCUAAAUCCAGCUUUGAUGGGCUGGCUGCCAUGUACCUUAAAUGCAUGAGGUGACCGGGGCUUUUUCGCUGUUGUUUAAAAGAAGGAGACUGUGCUGCUUUGCGCCUGUUCCCUUCGCUUCCCAGAAGGGCUACAGCAAGGAAAUGCAGUACGAUACUGUAUUGCUCUGAAAUUACUCUAGGAAGUGUGGCAGGCAACUGCGUGAUGUUUUGCAUCACUGAAUCUUUGCUAGGGAGUGGCCGUAGAGGAAGUUGUGCUGUGAGCAGUGAAACCGCCUUCUUUUAAAGAAAAUCAGAACAGCCACCAGUCAACUCAUAAAGCUGAGCUGAGUGGCAGCCCCUCUUUCCUCCCCUCUCCAAACCCCAGGCUAUUUGGGAGCUUCCUCAUUGGUGCAGCAUCCCAGACCAGCAUCCCUUGUCUGACCCUGACACUGCUUAAAUUAAACAAAUGGUAAUAUUAGAGCUUGGUUUCCCCCCCCCCCAUCUUGUGAGAGUGAAAGCUGCAUGUCGAUAAGCAAAUACACUAAGGAACAGCUCAGAGUUUUAAUGACCUUUUGUUGCGGUGGAUUACGAAGCCCAUCUGAAAGUUCUCUGCUGGAACUGCGGCUUGACUAAAGGCCAGGCUUCUAUAUAUAUCUUUACAAGCCAUAAGAAAACAGAAUGGACAAAAGAGCACUUUUGAGCUUUGCUCUUCAAUACCUGUUUUGCUUUCCAUGGAAACACGUUUCUUACGCCUGUCAGGAGUAGCUAAGAAUAGUGUUGCGCACAGCGCCUUAAUUACUCACUUAUUUGUUCUCUGUGGAAUAGCAAUUGCUUGAGAACUCUGAUAUUUUUCUGCCUCCCUUUAUUUUUUCGUUAAAAUUAGUUAUUUUAAUGUAGGAUGCUGGACAAAUAGAAGAAUCAACAUUUUUAUUUGUUAUAUUGCAUACAUAUUCAUAGCACUAUAAAAUGCAUGUAACUAAGGAACUACAAAGUGUGAAGGCAAAAGAAAGCUGGUGUAGUCCUUAGCACUUGGAUGUAGCCAAUGGGGUAUUGAGGAGCGUACUGGGAAGCCAUCUAGCUCAGUUGGUUAGCUGGUGCUGGUAACGCCAGGACUGCAGGUUCGAUCCCUAUAUGGGUCACCUGCAUUGCAGAGGGUUGGACUAGAUGACCCUUGGGUACCCUUGGGUACCUUCCAACUCUACAGUUCUGUGAUUCAUUGCUGUGUUGGUGUUUCUUUGCCUUGGAAUGCUGCGGGGAUCAUUUAAUAUAGGCUGAGAAAGAACAAAAUGGUGGUAAAUUGAGUUAUUUUAAAAUGCUUUUGCCUUGGAGGCUGUGCUUUUAAAAAGAUAGUUCAUUUUUCACUCUUAAACUAAAUAUUUAGUUGCACAGUUCUCUUAGACGUGACUACAAAUUCUAAUACCCUAGUGUUUUUGCUUUACUUCAUAAUUAUUGGAGUGAUGCACAGUGGUUCGGAUUGUGUAUUGAAUGAGCAGGUAGCACAAACUGUUAUGUAGCCUUGUACCAGUUACCAAGGAAACCUGUAGGAUGCAGCAUCUGUAAAUUGUUCUGGGAAGAAAGAAAUAGCUAUUAAAGUCAACCUGAACUAAAUCGUUUGCCCUGCAUACAAAUGAAGGGACCACCUGUUAGAAUUUGUUAUAGUUAAAGGUUGCUUUGUUCCUUCCCAACCAAUAGUAGGUUGCAUUUACAGUUUGUCACCUGCUGAGUUAUCCAGGGCAGUAUCUCUUAUCGGCAUGUGAGACAUACGACUUCUAGGGUUUGCUUCUGCUUUUCUGAUUUUUGUAACCAUGGGUGUGGGGUUUUCCAUUCCUGGGGAUGGAGAGACUCCAGCGCUCAACCCUGCAAGACGGCCAGAAACAUCUCACCAUGGGUUGGUCUCUGUGCUGUUGACUUUUUCUUCCUCCCUUCAAGCCUUGUCUCUCCCACUUGCGGAGAUGGGGAUGUAGUUGCCCUUUCUCUUCUCCUCUGGGUUGGCUGUGCCUGUCUUUUUUUCUGCCUGUGAAUUUUCCACUCCUAUCCUCUCUGUUCUCCUCUCACUCUUCCAGUGCAUUGCUUUGUACCUCUUCUCCCAAGGGAGGGGAAGAAACAAGAAAGCCAAAGGGCAGGCACCCGCGAUUCUGAUGUUUGUUAGGCAUUCCUUAGGCAUACUAGAUGGUCUGAAAGAUGUCAUUGGGGGAAAGUGGCUUACAAAUAUGAUUAUAGAGCCACUCUACAGUUAAGCCAAGAAAUUUUUUCAACAUUUUGUCAUUACAAAGUCUGAAAAUUAUGUUAAUCACGAAAUCCAGGUAAUAUUGGUACAAAACCUGGCAUGGAGAAUUCACCUUGUGAAGGGUGCUUGCCACGAAGAAUGGAGUUAGUGAUUUAAAAAUGUUGUAUUGAAGGGCAGAUGCCCUAUGUUUGUGCUCACUCAGAACAUAACUUAAAUUAUGGAAGGUGAGUAGUUCCCUUUGCAUAGGUAGCAGCAUGAGCAAAUUUGAACGUGAAGCUUAAUGGAAUACCAUAUGCCUAUGGGGUUUAAUGGAGUGUAAGUGUAAAUAUGUUCAAAACCAUGCUUCUGGAGGAAAGCGUCACAGAGCACUUUGAAAUACAGCCAACGGCUAGAUAAUAAUAAAUGGGGGAGGACGUAGGAUUUCAAUAUUGCUUUGGGAAUAUGACUCUGACCCUCAUAAACAUAACUGGUGUCCUAUGACUAUGAAUCAUGCAGUUGUGCACAAUUAAAUGUAUUUAAUUCCAAUUAUUUUCAGGAGCUGGAGUUGUUCUUUCCCUCCAGUGGAGGCCGUGGACCUGCAAACACUGCAAAAUACACACACUGUACUUGUUGUGUUAUUAAGCCUCACGCAGUUAAAGAAGGUAGGUGACACUGACCUGACCCUCGGCUGAAAGUGCCCUUUAGCAUCUCUCUUCUUAGCUGAGUAGCUGCCUAGAUUUAGACUUGCACUAUUGCUACCAUAUGUGUUUUGUGCAUGGCUGGAGGUAAGAAAGUUAUGUUUUUAUUUUAUUUUAGCUCACAGCUUGUUGAAAUUUAACACAGACCAAAUUGCAUAAAUACUUGCGUUUGAGAAAUUAUGUUCAACAGCGGUUGAUGUUCUCUGUACUUCUACAAGGCUGCAUGCUAAUAUGUACUUGUCCAUAGAAGGCCCUUGUGUGUGUAAGUAGCAAAAUACCACACAACCUGUAAUGUCUGACCUCCUAACCAGAGGCAAAUGAAGAAGAAGCUGAGUGGGUGGUGGUGACCCAGAUGCUGAGCAUCUGUGAUGCCCUUUUGCCACACUUCCAUCUUGGUAACUUUGUUCCCUUUGUCUGGAAGAGAAGACGCAUUCUGUGACAGGCUAGCUAACAAAGCAUUCUUUGACAGAGCAGCCCAACUCCUAAAGGACUACAAGAUGUACGUUCAAACAGAUUAUAUUCCCCUUUCCGCCAAAUAAAGCAAUCAAAGCAAGGGGAGACUUUGAAUUGGAAGACAUAGAUGCACUUCCUUUUCAGGUCACUUGGGUACCUGGAAACAUGUCCAACAGAAUUUUAGCCUUCCCUUAAACCAGUUAUAAUCUGGCAACAUCUGGAGAGCCACAAACUCCCCAUGCCUGCCUUAGGCUAAUUUACACACGCAGUACUAAAAUACAGAGUUAGUACUUAAAAAUCCUUUUGAUUUAUUGAAAACAUAUUAUUUUUGGUGGAGUUCUUUGUGUUGUUUCUUCAUCAGAUCAGCUGAAAUGUUUGAUGUCUAAACAUAACCUUAUAUAGAAAACUGCUCCCUUUCCCUACCAUCAAACAUUGGGAAAUGAUUAAGACUGUUUACAGUAUGAUUAUAUGCUUUGGUUCAGCUGCUGAUAAUUUCUAAAACAAAUUUGUAUAAGAAGUAAACGCUAACCAGAACCUUACUGUGAUCUAUGCAGCCUUUGGGGCAUUGUAGUUUUUAGACCCCUCUUCCUAAAAGUUGAUAUGGAAGAUUUGACAUCAGGUUACCAGGCACUUGAGGGGGCAGCUGGAGCAUGUUUAAACUUCUUACAAGUGAAGGUUCUGUGGCUUUUCCACCACUAGGCAACUGUCAUAAAUCAUUAUAUGGUGGGAUAAGGCACAUGUGAAUCAGUAUGCGUCAGUUGUAUUCAAGUUAUCUAAAGCCAGCAUUCGCUAUUUUUCUAAAUGAUGUCUAGAGGAAGUCAUGUUAGUCUGUUGCAGAAAAUAUUACAAUUCCUUGUGGCAAAAUGAUUUGCAUGGUAUCUUAUCAAUCCAAAAUGCUGGUGCCUAUCAUAUGACUUAUGGGUACUUGGGAAAAGAUCUGCAUAUUUCUUAGUAACAACCCUUCUACUUGCUUUACUUUAAAAAACUAAGGCUGCAAUUCUAUAUCCCGUUACCUUGGAGUAACUAGCUGAUCUCACUGGGACUUAAUUCUACAUAGACAAGUAUAGGAUUGUGCGGUCAAAACAGCCAGCGCCCAUCCUGUUUCUGCUGGAACUAAUCUGACAAUUGCAAAUAAAAUCUGUCCAUUGCAUUAUUGGAAGUUGCUCCCAGAUGCUUAAAUACAUCACUCCUCUCAGCUGUCUACCAUCUUUCAGUGCAACGUUUGCUUUUAUGAUUUAAAACUGUCUUUUCUUCCUGCCCCUUCUACUUUGUUAUGGAAAUAAUGGAAGUGCUUUUCAGAGAUUGCCAAUGCCUACCUUCAAGAGGCCUGCAACUGUUCAGUUUUUACGUGUAUUUAAAUGCAUACGUUGUUGUAUUUCUUCUUAAAUUUUCAUCUAAAUUUUCCCACCAUCUACUGAUUAAAAAUAUCGGUCCUACAGUGGUACUUCGGGUUAAGUACUUAAUUCAUUCUGGAGGUCUGUUCUUAACCUGAAACUGUUCUUAAUCUGAAGCACCACUUUAGCUAAUGGGGCCUCCUGCUGCUGCCACGCUGCCGGAGCACGAUUUCUAUUCUCAUCCUGAAGCAAAGUUCUUAACCCGAGAUACUAUUUCUAGAUUAGCGGAGUCUGUAACCUGAAGCGUAUGUAACCUGAGGUACCACUGUAAUUUAAAGCCGAGACCAUGGGUUCUUAUCUUUUCUCUGUCCUUAUUGUGGGUUCACUCAAUAAUAGUGGAGGAAGACACAGAUGCUCAUCCGGAUGUCUCAUUUUAAAAAGCUUCUGGUGUAAUGGGGUUUGAAUCUGCCCUUGGCAAACCUGAUACAAGCUUUGUCUUGGGGGCCUCUUGGUACUUCUGAGGACCUCAUGUUUCCUGCAGAGAGCUGAUUCUCAAUGGCUGUGAAGUCCUCUUGUAUCGUAGCUUUGCUUUUCCAUCUGAACCCAUGUUUUGGGAGCCAAGGUAGAUGAUGAUUUAUGUUUUUGGCUUAGUUUUUUGUAUUCCCCUCCUCCUCCACUAUGGUGGUUUCUCUAGAUCUUAGCUGAGACACAUAUUCAGUCCACGUGGAGUGAGCUACUGCCCAUGUGCAGCCUUGUUUAAUAAAGGAACAAAAAUAAGGAUUGUUGGUUGACCCUGUAUCUUGUGACUUUGCAAGAGAAAUCCUGUGCUCAGAAUGUGCUUUUCCUGCACUUAGUAACCACAGACAAUGGUUGCUGUUCCCAAUCUGUAAAGAUGGGUGAGGGCUUCUAAAUUAAGCAGAGUAUAUCUGCUGCAGCUUCUUAGAAUUUAAUCACAGAGCGAGGCAGUUGAUUUUCCAGGUCCGUCAGCUGUGCCGAAUUUAUCUGUGUUGUAAGUAUUAUCCUUUGAAGGCAAUUGUAGUGAGAUAUAAUUGAGGACAAGCUGAGUGGCAAGACCCAGAAUGCAAAAUGCAUACCUUUUUCCCAUGGUGUUUUGCAUAAAUUGUAAUUCAAAAGGAAGUCAGCUAACAGGAACAUGAUUAUAGUUUCAACUUAGGUUGAGAUCUAAGAGAUCGAAGUCCACAGGCUCUAUAUGAAUUAUUAUACAUCAGCUGAAUUGGCAGUGCAAAGUCCUCUACAGAUCAUAUCUUAAGAACCGUUAAAGCACUCCCAUAAUGUAUGUUCUUAUUGGACUUAUGCCCAGUAAACUGAGGUUUUGAUAAGGGAACUCUGGGUUUUACCAACAACCUUCCUCCCAGUAUUCACACAAGCAGGAGGAUACCUUCUUUCUUCUUAACCCCACCCACUUCUUCCAGCUGUAUUCCCCUCUUGCCCUUGUGCAUUGAUUUUUAUAUUGGAGUUGAAGACUGUAAAAAAAUGCCUAAAGCAGAUACAGUGGUACCUUGGUUCUCAAGCGCCUUGCUACUCAAAUGCCGAAAACCCGGAAGUAAGUGUUCCGGUUUUUGAACGUUUUUCAGAAGUCAACGUCCAAUGCAGCUGUCGGCUAUUGUUUCCGGGGCACCUGCACCAAUCAGAAGCUGUGCCUUGGUUUUUGAACAUUUCGGAAUUCAAACGGAUUUAGCGGUGUGUGUUCUGAAUGCCAUAGCUGACUAACUGGCAAGCCAAUUAAUAGAUUAAUCUCUAGAUCUCAAAACACAAAAGGUUGUUGUUCCAACCCUAGUUGUUCAUGCAUGUGCAGCUUUUACCAAAGCCAGCACCCUCUGAUUGCUUUUAAGUUUUUAGAUCUGCUUUCUUUGAAUUUGCCCUUAUGUGUCACAAAGCAGCGAAUUGUUAAACUGCAGAGUAGAUGUUGUACCGCAUCACUUCAUCUGAUUAAAAUGCGCUUGAAGAUUAUCUGUCCUGUAUCGGUGCCUAGUAACCUAAUGCUGUCUUGGAGACAUAAAACCUUCCCUCUCUUGUUUUUUUUAUGCCCAGAGUUAUUUGUUAUGCAUUUUUGCUAGGAUUAGUAUUACAUUCCUUCAGUUGUAUUUAGUAAUGCCUGUGAUUUCUUUUGUACUUUGUCACUAAAAAUUAAAUCCUAAACGAACACUUAAUCUGUGGCUCUGAUUUGGCUUAGAGUAAUCACAUUUUAAAGAUGUAGUCUUCCUAAUUUUUAAAUAGCCAGUUUCCUUAUUGAGUGAGGUCUGAAUAUUUUAAAAUAAGUUUAAUCCCCCCUCCAUGUUUUAUGGGCACCAAAAUAUUUGUCAAGUGCUUUCCUCAUUAUCCAAAACUCAAAUGUCGGCAUGAGCUUGUUUUUGGUGCAGAAAUCAAAACCCAGACUUUUACAGAAAUAAAUAAAUAAAUUAUACUUAUCUGUUACAGAGCUGGGCAUAUACAGUGGUGCCUCGCAAGACGAAAUUAAUUUGUUCCGCGAGUUUUGUCGUCUUGCGAUUUUUUCGUCUUGCGAAGCACGGUGUCGGGAAAGUUUUGGAAAAGCUUCAAAAAUCACCAAAGUCUUUAAAAACCUCAAAAAGGCUACCACACCGCGUUCUAUGAGUUGCUCCUCGAAGUCAAGUCGCAACUGUAUUAACGGUGUUAAGAAAAAGGAAACAAACUUGCAAGACGUUUCCGUCUUGCGAAGCAAGCCCAUAGGGAAAAUCGUCUUGCGAAGCAGCUCAAAAAACAAAAAACCCUUUCAUCUAGCGAGUUUUUUGUCUUGCGAGGCAUUCAUCUUGCGAGGUACCACUGUAUUUGAAAAGUGAAACUCCUGUUUGUGAAAGGCUUCAGUGUUAAGGAUAAUGCAUGCAUUUAAAUUUGUCUUUCUGUUUUAUAUUGGGAUCAUAUGUCACAGCAUCUGUGAUCUUUUUUCUCACCAGCUAGCUCUCUGUUUCUUGCACUAUUUCUCACUUUCCCCAAAAUGUAACAAUAUUUGCACAUCUCUAAUGUUAGGCCAGGUAGAAAAACUAUACAAAUUGAAUGAGUUGCACUAUUUGGGGAUAAAGCCUAUAAAUGGGAAGGGUGGUUUGCAUAAUUUGGGUGUAUUUUACUUCACCUUAAGUGUGAAAAAUCAGUGUUGUAUAGCAUAAUCCUAAUCAUUUUUACUUGGAAGUGAUUUCAGUGGGAUCUGCUUCUGGUUAAAUUUGGUUACUGUUGAGUUGCAAGGAGCCUAAACAGUGACAUUUCUUCCUGACUUGGUCACAGCCUUUCAUGGUUAUUGUGAGCCCAUAUGAGCAAUGUGCCUGCCUCAUAUACCCCAAGUAAAUGUGCAAGACACAAGUGUUCUCAUAAAAGCGACUGUAUUAUAAAUGUUUGAUGUGCUAUAGCAAAGUAGCCCCAGGACCCCAGCAUUUGAGAUGAAUUUCUGUAGCCAGUUAAAAAAAAAUUUUUUUUUCUUCACAGGUCUGACUGGGAAGAUAAUAAAAGCAAUACUUGAUGGAGGAUUUGAUAUUUCAGCCUUGCAGAUGGUAACUCUUCUUUGUCUUUGAUCAGACCUUUUCUCUGAUGAGAUGAGGGAAAAGCAACCUUUGCCACCUGCUGCACCCUCUCCUACACUAGCUUUUUAAUGCAUUUCACCUGGGCAAAGCCGUUCCUUCCAGCAGCAACUCCAUACAUAUCAGCUGCCUCUUACACCUGCCUAUUUUUAAAGGGUGUCAGGUUCCCAGUCUGCUCUCUUGCAGAAUACAGAAAAUAAAAAAAUAGCCUUUUCAACCCUACUCUUCUCCCCCAAAAUCAUUACCAGAGGAGGAGAAACCUAUAUUUGUGAGUAAAUCCCCAUUAAAAUUGGUUGAUAGAAAUGGACAGGAACAGGCUGCAAAUAGUCUAUAUUGAGGAGUGUCUGUCUGGUUUUGCUCAUAGAGGAACAGUGAGAGCUGUUGCCUUCUUUCUCAUUUAUGCACAAUUUUCAUUCUUGCUGUCUGUAUUUUUCUUCCUUCCAUCUCAACAGGUGGGUAAACAACACCUUAUUAUUCUGCAUUUCAAUAUAAGCUCAGUUCCUUUUGGCUGACUUUGACUAAGGCUGACUUUGACUUAUCAAGGUUACUUAGUCUUUAAAACUGAAAUAAUGCUAGCCAGCUUGUCAGAACUGACUUAGGUAGUAGGUGAAUAUGCAUGUUUCUCUCUCUCUCUCUCUCUCUCUCUCUCUCUCUCACACACACACACACACACACAUAUAUAUAUAUAUAUAGGUAAAGGGACCCCUGACCAUUAGGUCCAGUCACGGACGACUCUGGGGUUGCGGUGCUCAUCUUGCUUUACUGGCCGAGGGAGCCGGCAUACAGCUUUCCGGGUCAUGUGGCCAGCAUGACUAAGCUGCUUCUGGUGAACCAGAGCAGCGCGCGGAAAUGGCGUUUACCUUCCCGCCAGAGUGGUACCUAUUUAUCUACUUGCACUUUGACGUGCUUUCGAACUGCUAGGUGGGCAGGAGCAGGGACUAAGCAAUGGGAGCUCACCCUGUCACGAGCAAACUGCCAACCUUCUGAUCGGCAAGCCCUAGGCUCUGUGGUUUAACCCACAGUGCCACCCGUGUCUCUCUGUGUGUGUGUAUAUGCCAUUAUUUAGACAGUUGUCUAUUAUUUAUUAUUAUUUAUUACUUCAAUUUGUAUCCUGCCAUGGUGCUCAUGGCUGCUAACAGCGACAAGAUAAAAAUACAGUAGAGGUGCCAAAGGUUAUAUAACCAACACAAAUACAAAAGAGCAGAUAAAAGUCAGAACAAUAAAAAUCCAAGUAUAAAAACAGUGGGCAAUUAAACACCUUGAGCAUUGCAAUAAAGAAGUUGCCCUGGCAGGCCAAAGGUUUGUCAAAAUGAAAAGGUAUUUAUUUGGCACUGGAGGGUCAACAGACAAGGGGGCAAUUGAACUGUGGGAGGGAGGGAGCCCAAAGCUGGAGCACAGACACUGAAAAGGCCUUCUCUUGUGCCCCUGCCAAAUGCACUCUUGAAAAUGGCAGGACUGAGAAAAGGGCUUCCCUGCAAGAUCUUGGCACUCAAGCAGGCUCCUACAGGGAAAAGUGUUCCUUCAAGUAACCUGUUUCCAAGCCAGCUAGUGCUUGCAUAAUGAGUACUGUAAUGCUUACCUUUCUAAUGUAAAGUAGUACCUUGGUUGUCGAACAAAUCAGCUCCCGAACGUCGCAAACUCGGAAGUGAGUGUUCCGGUUUGUGAACAUUCUUUGUAAGCUGAAUGUCUGACGCGGCUUCCACAGUUUCCGAUUGAGUGCAGGAAGCUCCUGCAGCCAAUUGGAAGCUAUGCCUUGGUUUUCAAACCGUUAUGGGACUCCCGGAACAGAUUAGAUUCAAGAACCAAGGUACUGCUGUAUUUAGAUUCUCCUUGUCAUGUGGCUCUCUGACCCCAGCAUGAAUGUGCUGUAUAUUCCUCCUUCCCCUCCAUUUAACAGAGUUGAACUUGCAGCGGCAGCGAAUGGAAUCUUUUUUUAAAAUGCGCUUUGUUGAGUUUUGUACAAUCUAAAUGGUACACAAAAGAGUAGCAAUAAAAUAAAACAAAUAUGGGUAUUUUGUGAUUUGUUUGAUAAGAUGAGACAUACAGAAAAAAAAAGAAUGAAUCACAAAUGGGAUCUUGAUCUCUGGUGUCUUUUUAAUUUUUAUCAGCUUUUCCACAUAAUACUCUGUGAGGGAUUAAUUGAGAAAUAAGUUAAAGUCUCCUCAGGUUGUGUAUGAAAAGAAAAGGGGCACCAAUAAUGCUUGGAGAUGUAUACACUUGUUCCCACUGUACACAGAAUAAAUACUUUUCCUUUCUGUUCUUUCUUACAUACAGUUCUAUAUGGACCGUGCAAAUGCAGAGGAAUUCUACUCAAUUUACAAAGGUGUUGUUGCUGAAUAUGCUGUAAGUAAGCGCUAUAAAGUCUCUCUUUGUUUCAGGGCCCAUUUUGGAUAGAAUCUUAAUGGACCGUCCUGAAGGCUUAUUGUCAAGGGCAUGGCACAAGCUUUGAGGGAUUAUAAAGUCACUUUUCAGUGCUGCUCUUCACCUCAGCCACAAAGAUUUCAACCUAGUAAUGUUUCUGAAUUGGCAAGACAGACUGCGCAAGUGAUGAUUUUAGUUUGGCUCAACAUAAAACUUGUCUUUUUCAAAUAUUUUAAUGGAUAGUGAAACAUGGCAAAAGUUGUAUUUGAUAUUGCUGCAGUGGCUGAGUUGAGUAGGUUUCUUCCAUCAAAAAUUCUUGAUACUAAGAGGCUUGGUUGCAACAUAACCAAAUGGAUAAUGUCUGUAUUUUUUUAAGAUCACUUACAUCACACUGAGAAAUGAUAUAUGCAUUGCGACUUCCUUUGUCCCUGCCAGCAGCAGCUGUGGAAAGGAGGCUUGGAAAACCAGAGCAUGAUGUUUCAUUCAUUCAUUCUUUCAUUUAUUUAUAUACUACAUUUCCACAAGGUUGUAUCCAAGCCGGUUCAUUACACAUCAGAUGAACAUAUCAAUACAACAAUUUAAAAUUAAAAUAUUAGCCAUUCCAAAUAAAACUUUGUGUCAGUAGGUAAAUCCAUGAUAAUUAUCAGUCAAGCCAUACAACUAAAGCAACCAAAUAACACAAUAGAAAUAAAGCUGAUUUGUCCAACAGCUUAAAACACAAGAGGGAAUGAAGCUUAAUCAAAGAAAUAAAAUAUACAGUAUAUUCCAAAGAGGGGGACGUGGGUGGCGCUGUGGGUUGAAGCACAGAGCCUAGGACUUGCCGAUCAGAAGGUCGGCGGUUCGAUUCCCCACGACGGGGUGAGCUCCCGUUGUUCGGUCCCUGCUCCUGCCAACCUAGCAGUUCGAAAGCACGUCAAAGUGCAAGUAGAUAAAUAGGUACCGCUCUGGCGGGAAGGUAAACGGCAUUUCUGUGCUCUGCUCUGGUUCGCCAGAAGCGGCUUAGUCAUGCUGGCCACAUGACCCAGAAGCUGUACGCCGGCUCCCUCGGCCAAUAAAGCGAGAUGAGCGCCACAACCCCAGAGUCGGCCACGACUGGACCUAAUGGCCAGGGGUCCCUUUACCUUUACCUAUAUUCCAAAGAGGUGAUGUUGUGGUAUGGAAUAAGUUCUCUUAUGGAUCAGUAAUUGGUUAAAGAACAGGAUGCAAAGAGAAGGAAACAAUGGACACUUCAAGCAAUGUAAGGAUGCAAAAGAUGGAGUCCUUCAAGGAUCUUUAUUAGGAUCUGUGCUUUUUCACUGAUUGAACACAGUGGUGGUAUGAUGAGAGUCACUAUGUCAGUGAAGUUGAAGAAUGCAGACUAUCCCCAGAAUAUAUAAAAAUCAUGAGAGAACUGACACAUUUCAUUAGGAACAUUUCUGUUAGAAUGGAUAGAACUGCCUUUGAAAACUUCAUGUAGAGAGUAGGCUGGACUGGCUUAGAUUUUCUUAAAACAAGAAAUGAUGCAAAUUGAUAUACAGGUGCAGAGUAAAAGGUAUCAAAAGCAUUUAACAAUCUGUUCCUUUUUCCUGUUGCAGGAGAUGGUUGUAGAGCUUUGCUCAGGCCCUUGUGUAGCUCUAGAGAUUAGACAAGUAGAUCCUGAAAAAGUAUUCCGAGAUUUCUGUGGGCCUUCUGAUCCCGUAAGUAACUUACUUGAAAAGUUUGUAUUGGGGCCAAAGCAAAAAUGAUGCAUGAGGUUUGAGAUUGUCUCCAUCAAAGUUUUUGGCUUUUACUUUAACGGAGCCUGGAGGCAGUCGGCUUUGUUUUUUUAUUGGAAUUUAGAAAAUCUCCCAGGAAAUCUAAAAUUCCUUCCAAAGCAGCUAUUAGUCCUACAGGGGAAAAUAUACCUGCAUGAUUCAGAUGCCUAACCUCCUGUCAGAUGCUGUUGUGGUUGCUCAAGAGUAACCAGGCAGGACUCUGACCUGUCUUUUCCAAGUUUAUUUUGGUGCAAACUAUUUACAGUGCAGAGCAUCAUAAGUUCAUGUCUGGCUCAAUCGCUAGCGGAAUACGGGAGUGGUCUGUUCUUGUACCUCCCCCAACAUAAAGGUUUUGUCACCCCCGGCGUUUUCCGCCCCUCCCUGGGCCUCAAGCUACUGCGCAUGAUGGGCGAAGGCAGGGGUGUGCUUCCCUCCUCUGGCUUGCUGAGGGGUGGUGUUAAGGCUCUUUCUAGCAUCCUCUGGCUUGUGCACCUCUUCUCCACUGGAGGUGGGGGUUUCCUCCUCGCCGGAAGAGGAACUGCUUCGCAAGAUUUUCGGAGGCUCCCUGUAACACAAUUCCCCCUCUUCCCCCUCUAUCUCUCGCCUCUGCACCGAUGGCAGUUCCCUGACACACCCCAUACCCCACCUUGGGAAAAGUGGGUAUCAUAGCAGCUGCAGUGGAAAAUAGAUGGGGCAAUGGGGGAGGGAAGCGUUAAACACUCUCUACCUUAGUGCGGCUUCUCCAGUCAAAACUGAACCCCCCUCCCCAUAGCUUCUUUAAAGUUCAAAAAUUGGGUAGAUUCAAGUGUAGAUAUCUUGUGUUGCAUCUGAUUUGCUACUCUGUUUUAAAAGGAAUGGACAAAUCUGUUAAUUUCACUUUCUUUGAGUUUCUCAUUUCUCUAGUCUCCAAUUUGCCACUUUACUUUUUAAAAAACAUCCUCAUGGAAAUUCAUCAGCAUUUAUCCUACUUAUUCACAUUACCUCAAGCAGUUUCCCCUAAUAAAGUGCAUUUUUAAUUUAAUUUUAACGAAUAUAUUUAUAUAUAGUGGUCCACAUAUUUUGGUUUUUUAACGAUAGCUGUGCUUUGGUUUCCAAAUUGGUCUGAGAGCUAUGAAUUAGGUAGGGUCUAUUAAAAUGCAAACCAGAUUUCUCCCCCACCCCUUCUGCGUGGCAGCAUAGUAACAGAUAACAACUUUAGAAGCCUACAUUUGAAAAAUGUUCUAUUCAGCUAAUAUAAUGAUCACUUAGAGUCAUGGUUUACAAGCAGAAAGGACAGCUACACCUUAACAUGUGUCAUUUUUGUUGCUGUCAUAUGCAGCUAUGACCAUUGCUAAGCCUUCUUUGCGUUAGAUAUGAAAGUACAUCACUGGAGUACUAUUUAAGCUACUCUAAUCUAUGCCAAUUCAGUGCUUGUUACUCAGAAAGCAGUGUGAACAACCAUACUUUAGGAUAUUUGCCUCUUGCUACUAAGCCAUGUUGGCAACACUGCAGCUCAUACUGAGCUGCUGUUCUACUGGGCUAGUGUUGUUGUCAAAAAGGGGUGAAAGUGAUGCAGACAUUUAAUAAACCUAACUAUCUGUAAAAUGGCACAGAUGGAAGGGGUCAGGCCAUAGAUCUAUGGCAGAGCAUCUGCCUUGCAUGCAGAAGGUCCCAGGUUGAAUCCCCAGCAUCUCUAGGUAGGGCUGGCAAAGAUUCCUGCCAAAACCCUGAAGAGCUGCUACCAGUUAGUGUAGACAGUGUUAAGCAAGAUGGGCCAGUUGUCUGACUCGCUAUAAAGCAGCUUCCUCUGUUUCCUAUGACACUGGUAGCCGCUGCCAGAUUAAAUAUUUUAAAUAUUUAAUCUGGCUAUUAAAUAUUUUAAAUGCUAGCAAAAAUCAGACUGUAGAAUUGGACUGCUUAAACAGUCAUGAUUCUAGUAGUGCAGUCGUAUGCACAUUGAUUUCGAAGGGAGUCCCUCUGUGUUUAAAAGAGGUUGCUCCCAUGUAAGGCUGCGCUUCCUACUUAUGUGGAAGGAAGCCCCAUUGAACUCAAUGGGAGUAAUUUCUGUGAAUGUAUGUCCAGGAGGAAGGAUCUAGAUACAUUCACAUUGGCGCAAGCACAUUGUCGUCUUCUGAUGACUCUCUUGCGGAAUUCCACACCCGAGAAACAAUGAAUUACUUCCUGCGACGGUAAAACAACUUAGCAUAUUUGAAGGCAGAUGAGUUUAUGAUUACAAAUAAUUAGGCUGCUCUUCACAUUGCACUAAGCAAUGCAAACAGAAGGGAAAAUGGAUUCUCCGUCAAUGACAGACCGUUAUCGACUGGAGUUAGAAAACAGAUCAAUAAGAAGCUGCAAUUAGUAUGUCAUGCUGUCUGUGGCUGUCUCUAGCGGAAAGGACAUGGUUGGAUUUUUUCAAAUGUUAUUUAGGGUCAAAUAUAAUCAGUGUUCCUUUUCCUUAUUAAAGAUAAAUACUGUAAAUUCUAUAUUGCAUACACUAGUUAUUGUCAGUCUGCUAGAAGCUUGGCAUUUUAAGGUGUUUGCUUCUGAAAUGGGUAAAAGGGCUUGUGAGGAUGUGCAGGCCUACCUCUGUCCCUCCAGGACGUCAUGGAUGCUGGCCAUGCCCCCAAUGUGUGAUUGGCAUUAUUUUAAAGGCGACCAUUUCUAUGUGUGUAAAGUUGGGUCCCCAAUCCCCAUGUAAGAAACCUUCCACACCAUACCAUAUUUUUAAAAGUUUCUACUUGGCUUUAAUCCAAACAUCAUUUGUAUGUGUGAGUUGAAAACAAUAGCUUCAAAUUACUAUGAACUCUCGAAACAUUCUUGAAAAGCGUUCAGUAUUUGGUUUUUAACUCCAUCCUGAACUUUAAUGACUCUAUGAAGCAGUUCUCCCAUUUAUUUUUGGGGGGGGGUCACGUCCCUGCUCGCUAACUACAACUUCAUAUUCCUGUGUAAAACUACAGCCUCUCCAUGAAAAAAAUGCAACACACCCAUCAGAAAGAAUUUUUUUGAAGAAUGGCUGUGUCUGAUGUGGUAGUCUGAAGUUAUCAGCCGGAUAAUUUGAUCAUACCAACCCUCUCUGCAGAAAUCUGGGAAUGCUUAAGAUAUAUCAGGAUAUAUCAAUAGAGGCUAGGUCUGUCAAUGGAGAAUCAGGUGAACACCGGCAUUCCUUUAUUAGCAAAUAUAUAUAUAUAUAAUCUGCUGAAUUUAUGUUGUUAGAGCUAUAUUGUGUGCAUAUGCAAUAUAUUCUGUGCUAGAGGAAACAUUCCUAUUUUGAAAAAACAGCCGCUGCCACCAUUUGCAAUAGCUGACAGCCAGAACAGCUGCAGUGUGAGCUUUUGACUCUGUGGUUCCUUUCUCAUUGUCUUAUAAACCAUUCAUUAAACAAAGCCUUUUUAAAAGCAAUAACCAACAACCCUGAAUGUGAAAUGUGGGCGACUAAAUGACUGUUCGGUGGAUUAAUAAUUUAGGGUUUGCUCACUGGUCUGUUCAGCUUGCUUCUCCUUUCUACUGCAAGACAACCUGACCAGAAUUUUGAUCAGUUUAUUUCUUUGCAGUAUCACAAACAUCCCUGACUAACCAAAUUUGAGAUUAUUAUUAUUUUUUUAAAAAAAGAAAGAUGCAAACAAUAAUAAAUAUAACUGUUUUGUGUCGCUUCAUUUCAGAUGUGCAGGGAGAAUUCCCAGUGAGCCAGCAUGGCACUGAGAAGGGUGUUGACAACAAUUCUGGGCUAUUUUAAAACCCCAGCUCUGGGUUAGGAGGGCACACCUUCUCUUGCUACCUCACUCAGGGCCAUUUCUCACCUGAUGCAGAGCAAGCCAAAGUAUACAACCCACAGGGAGCUGUAGCCAAUCACAAAGCCUAAAAUUUAAUGUGCAGGGCUGCAGAGCCACAUUUUGAACAUUCAUUUCUAUGCUUCUUUGCUUUGCUGUGUACAUACCACACAGUUAAAGCAUAUCUAUCCUCCGCUAAAGAAUCCUGGGAAAUGUAGUUUGUUAAGGGUGCUGUUGCUCAGUGAGGUGUAAACUAUAAUUCCCAUUAUUCUUUUUUUUGUGUGUGUGUAUGCUUUAAAUAUAUGGUAUGUAUGCAGCCUUAGUCUAGUCCAUGGGCAGGCAAACUAAGGCCCGGGGCUGGAUUCAGCCCAAUCGCCUUCUAAAUCCAGCCCGAGGACGGUCGGGGAAUCAGCAUGUUUUUACAUGAGUAGAAUGUGUCCUUUUAUUUAAAAUGCAUCUCUGGGUUAUUUGUGGGGCAUAGGAAUUCGUUCAUCCACCCUCCCCAAAAAUAUAGCCCGGCCCCCCACAAGGUCUGAGGGACAGUGGACUGGCCCCCUGCUGACCCCUGGUCUAGUCACCUCAAAAGUUAUGAACUCCAUCUUGGAAUGUGAUUUUAUUUUAGACUGUGAUGACUGGCAGGAGUGUAGAGCUUUAUCCACUACUCCAAAAGCCCCCAGAAUUUCAAAACUAUGCAAGAUUGUUUAGAUAAAAGCUUCUCCUUGCAUGCAGAACAAUUUUAUACAGGUGCUGAACUUAUCAAAGCCCUAAGUGGCUUUGGGAUAUAAAAUGCCUGAAGGAGUGUUUCCUCCCACACCAGCCUGUGCAUCAAGUUCUUUAAUUAAGGCCCUUCUCCAAAUACCAUUAUUUAUGUAUUUAUAGCCUCUGCUUAAUCAUUGUGUAUGUUUGUUAAUCUUAUUGCUGGAAUCCAUUAGAUGAAGGGUAGUCGAGAACUGCUUAAAAUAAAAUGUUUUACUCAAAAGUCAACCCUGCUAAGUUGGGUGGGACUUAGUAAGUGAGUUUAGGAUUGCAACCCUAGCCAGGCAUUACAGUAGUUUGUUUUGUGAAGGUGCAUACAAUUGAUGAGUGCAUCUACACCAGUGGUGGUCCAAUACAUUUUGCUACUGGAGGCAAAGGACAAGAUGGUACCCCCACCUUCCAUUCCUGCUGAACUAGGAGCUGAAUCUUAACUUCAGCAGUGAUGAUAUCAUCUUGUGAACCUGGGGCAGCAGGCUAGCUUAGGGGGUCCAGGCCAUGCCAUGUGGCAUGUAGAGUUCUUUCCUCCCACAGAGAGGAAAGAAUGAGGGGCUCUGGGCAGCAGCAGUGCUGCUGCCAACUGCCAACAUCUGCUGCAUGAGACCAUUGCCUUACUCUGCCCAAUGAUAGGGCCAGCCUUUACCCUCGUGGAUUCAGUAGAUACUUGCAAAAUUCAAAAUGCAGCAAGCUGUUGUAGAUUGGCUAAUUUGAUAAGACCUGUGAUUAAUGAGGCAGGUGCCUGUUGUUGGUUGUCAUUCGCCUGAUGCUUAUGAGGUAUGCGUGUUGCUUUGCUUGUUCCUGCUAAUAUAAAGUGGCAGGCAUCUCUUCCCCCUUACAAAUGGAUAAAUAGCAUGUAGGCAAAUCAUUAACUGACAUUAGAAUGGAAUUAGCCAUUCAAGCCUUUAACAAAAAUCUCAAAUAAUGCUUUAUUUAUGGGUUUAUAAAGACUUCCAAUAUUUGGCAGCCUCUAGUAAAUUUUGUCAGUGCAGCUAAGAAAUAAAAGAGCUAAAACAAGGGCAUACAAUAUUUAUUCAAAUAACAUUUAUUUAUUAAACCCAUGUAUUUUUAAACCCACUUUUCAUCUGUAUGGGGAUAGUCAAUGUGGUGCUCUCCAGGUGUUGUUGGACUUCAACGCCCAUCAUGCCUGACCACUGGCCAUGUUUGCUGAGACUGAUGGGAGUUGUUGAAUUAAUGCAUCCUACCUAGCAAUGGAAUAUUUAUUUUUAUUUUUUUAUUUAUUAAAUUUAUGUACUGGUCUUCAUCUGAAGAUCUUGGGGCAGGUUCUGAGCAUAAAAAUACAAAAUAAAAACACGAAAUACAUAAUAAAAACAAGAGCAAAAACAAAGCAAACCCAUCUCCCCCCCAACAAAUUUAAGAGAACGUAGAAUAUUAAUUAGCCAAAGGGCUGGUUGAAGGAAAAGGUUUUGCCUAACACCUAAAGAUGAAGGCACCAGGCGAGCCUCCCUGGGAAGAGCACCCCACAAAAUGGGGAGCAACUGCAGAAGAGUCCCUUUCUCAUGUUGCCACCCUCCGGAGCUCUCAUGAAGGAGGCACAUGAAGAAGGGCCUCAGAUGUUGAUGAAUACAGAGAAGAGCUACUUGCGAAGAUCUUUAAGCUUUGAGAUGACGAUAUAGGGAGAGGCAAUCCUUCAGGUACUGGGGCUUGAUGAAGCCAUUUAGGACUUUAAUAGGCAAACAUCCCUUCAUCAAUUUCUCACAGAAGCAAAUAAGCAGUCAAUGACACUCUUUCAAAAUCGGUGUAACAUGAUUACAUCUGACUCUACUGGUCAAUAUUCUGGCAGUCCAGCAGCUGUGCAUACUACGUAUUACAGAUAAUCUGGUUGAGAGAUAACCAGAGAAUAGAUUGCUCUGGAAAAGCUAUCCCUGCUAAGAAAGGGGUGCAGCUGGUGAACCAGUCAAAAGUGGGGAAAUGAACUUCAUGCCGCUAGGUCCACAUAAGCCAGGCAUGGCCAAACUUGGCCCUCCAGAUGUUUUUGAACUACAACUCCCAUCAUGCCUAGCUAACAGGACCAGUGGUCAGGGAUGAUGGGAAUUGUAGGCCCAAAACAUCUGGAGGGCCAAGGUUGGCAAUGCCUGACAUAAGCAUCCAGUGGCAAUGCUGGAUCUAGAAAGACUCCCCACCACAUGCCUUCUCCUUCAUGUAUAGUGCAGCCCCACAUAGAACAGGCUAUAUUAUAUCCUUUUUUCUCAAACUUGAGAACCACUUACCCGUAAUGUGCCACAUGUUGUCAGGAUUCAUCCUCAGGGUUCUGUUUUGGCCUUCAUCUAGCUGAAUCCUGCCCCCAAGGACUGAUGCAGCACCUGCACAGCGUCACCUGACAACGAGAAAUAGAGCUGAGUGUCAUCAGCAUGCUGUGAAGCCAAGCAGAAUUUCCCCAGUGCAACUGCCUGAAACCAGACCUGUAGGCAGAAGCAGACUCACUGUAACACCAUGCCCCCAAUUCCCAAAUUAUAGCACUGACCCAGUAAGAUACCGUGGUCAAUUAUGUCAAAAGCUGCCGAGAGAGCAAGAAAAAUCAAUAGAGUUGCAUUUCCCUUGUCUCUCCCCUGAUAGAAGUCAGCAAUCAGAACAAGCAGGGCAGUUUGUUGAAUCCAAAUUGAAAUAGGCCCAGAUAAUAAAUUAUCUCCAAGUGUGCUAGGAGUUUCAGCACCACCUGUGUCCUGACUCCCUUGCCCAGUAAUGGGAUAUUGGCAACUGAGCAGUAGAUAUCAUCUCUUGCAGGAGUAGUGUGUCCUCCCGCCGCCUGCCCUGAAACCUUUGCCAUUGGCAAAGAAGUGGCACUAGUAUCGGUGCUGAUUUCAGGUGAGAUCUCUCAUGUUCUGCAAGAUCUUGCAUGAUUUCAGGUGAGAUCUCAACAGAAAUUGGUGCCAAUGCUGGUGACACUUCUCUGCUGGCAGUAGGGCAGGCGGGGCACCUGCAGGGGAUUCCAGUGCCAGAGGCAGCUGCCACAUCCUGCCUUAAGGCUGCAUUAGCCCUGGUACCCUGAGUCCAAAGAAUUUGAGGUUUUAUCUUCUGUUACCAUCUGCCUGGCUUUAGAUGGAAGUGGGUCAAGAGGUUGAUCUUAAAUGUCUGGGUAGCUUCAUGCAAGAGAAGGUGACCCUUUUAGGUGUAUUUGUGAAGUACAGUGGUACCUCAGGUUAAGUACUUAAUUCGUUCUGGAGGUCCGUUCUUAACCUGAAACAGUUCUUAACCUGAAGCACCACUUUAGCUAAUGGGGCCUCCUGCUGCCGCUGCGCCGUCAGAGCACGAUUUCUGUUCUCAUCCUGAAGCAAAGUUCUUAACCCGAGGUACUAUUUCUGGGUUAGUGGAGUCUGUAACCUGAAGAGUAUGUAGCCUGAAGCAUAUGUAACCCGAGGUACCACUGUAUGCAAUACAAACAUUGCGGGCUUCAUUGUGUAUCACUACGUAACAGUUUGGAAGGGCUCUAUCUUCCCUGUGGCUUCUUUCAAUACCACUUUGCUUGAAAGCCCAGAAUCACAUGGGAAGGACUAACUGCACAAGUCAUUGUUGUCAAUUGAGGAUGGGGGUGAUCACGAGGGAUUUGGUCAACCUACACGAGCAAAGGGUCUUUGUUGUCAUCCUCACCCUUCCAUGCCCCCCGCCCAGCUUGCCAAAUGCUGGAAAUCCAAAGCCAGCAGUGUGAAACUAAACGAGAUACUUUUCAUAGACCGAUUCCUCCCUGUUCUUCGCAGGAACUGGCUUGGCCAGUUUGAAUGCUGACACGUUGUCUCUCAAAUAGCCAUUUUUGUAAAAUACCAUGUUAAGUAUGUAAGGACUGUAAAUGCUGCAUGUCAACAAUAACUUGCGCUGGAAGCCUGCUGUUACAGAAUUGGUUGAUUUAUUCAACCCAGUAUAUGAGAAUCUGCUUCCUCUCUCUCAAUAGUCUGUGUUCUGCCCUUUUCUGCGAAACCUGUUUUUAUUUGCUUGCCUGUUUGGCACUCUAUCACAGCAGGAGGAGUUCUGGGCUGGUGAUAUCAAGUAUCCUGCAGGGCUUCCCCAGUGUUGUCAUUGCUCCAACACACCACCCCUGUCUUGCUAAGCGGCAGCACCAUAGUGCAGGGAGCUGGUCUUCUGAACCAUCUCAUAAUCUCUCUGAAAUGUUUGCUGAGGAGCAGGUAAAUCUGAGCACAUUAGCCACCAUUUUUAUUGGUUCUGCUCCCCUCCCAGUGGCCAGAUGCACUGAAAUUUAGAAGGCGAAGCUUUCCCUGUCACUUACUUUCAUGCCAAGAAUAUUUUCAUUUGCUAACUUACUACAGGUUGUCAGGCUGCAGUUAAGGACAGUGUUGAUCUAGUAAAAUUGGUCCCAUUCAGCUUGCUGGAAUGUUGUAAAUGUUGACUGGUCCUAAUAAAGGCAAUGUUUUACUGUCCCUGGAGUUUGUUUUUCUAAUUAAAAUGUUAUAUUGAAUUAUGAAUAUAUACACACUAUAUUUCAUUCAAAUUCAAAUAUGUUUUAUUGGCGUGUGUACAUGCAUUAAUGUACUAAAUGUCCGUCUCAUCUUUGUCCUACUUGUUCUCAAAUCAUCCCUGAAAUGUAGGCCAGAUAGCUACAAGAGAAUUUACAGACAGCGAAGAACAAACAGUUCUUAACAUUUCUAAGGGAUUUACUGUGAACAAGUGUUCUUCCCACUGGACUUUUCAUUUGGUGUCUCAUGCUGAUAGACUUUCUCUGCUGCAGCUUUGCCCAACCUGGUGUCUUCCAGAAGUUUUAGACUAGAAUUGGCAGUAGUCACAGUAGUUUCUCUUGCAGCGUUAACAAAUGAAGCCUCACCCACAAAUAGAGAGGAAUUUGACAGGUACUCACCCCAUGAGCAGGGACCCUGUAAUAUUUCUAUGUACCUUCUCUAUAUGUAUGAUUGUAUUUUGAUUUUGAAGCAAUACAACCUCUACAAAAUGCACCCCAAAGUUAAUUGCACCAUGUAGUCUUUUGCAUUGCCUGAUCGUAAAGCUGGUCUGGAAUCUUAUAGUUAUUGAAUGGGAAAUUAUAGUCUGAAAAGGAUGGGUUGCUGCCAUUUAAAUCAGUUGCCUUUAAUGAAGAGACAGGCCUUGGCUCAUUUGUCACCUCAGUCUUGAGUUGCUCUCCAUCAGGAAAAAUUACAGUUCAAUUACUGGUUUCUGCCUUUCUUUUUUAGUGGAGCUUCCACUUCUCCAAUAAAUUUGUACAGACUUGCAGCUGCACUUUUGUCAGCUGAUGCCUGAAGCAAGUAGUUUAAUUUAUAGCUUGAACCCUCCUUUACAUGCUGCUUAGAAACUUGCACAUAUUAACAGGUGCUUUUUUGAUGGCAAGGUGGAAAACCUCUGCACUGCAGCAGUCUGUUUUGUUAGCAAAACUGCUCUAUCGACUUUAUAAAAAAAACUUUUAUUAUCCAGAGCAGCAUCUCCCCCACAUGCUUGAGCCUGCAUGAGAUGUAUGGAUAAUGUUGAUAUGUAGAUGUCCCAGUUUUCACAUGGCUUACUAAUUGGAGCUUACUUUUGAAUUUCAGCAUUCAGACUGGCAAGCUAGUAGGAGGGUUUAUAGUUCUGCAGUGUGUAUGACAUGAAAACGGACACAUAGGACUGAGUGAAAUUGAGGAGUACUUCUUGCAAUCAUUUUUGGCAGACCAAAAGGUUCCAACAAUUUUUCAAUGGUUGUUACAACGAGGAAACAUUUUCCGCACCCUGAAUUGGCUCCAUUUGUUCUUUCACAAUGCUGUCACAUAGCCAAAUCGGAUUCGCUAAAAAGCAUUGUUACAUUAUCCAUUUCAGAAUAUGAUCUCCAACUGGUGAAUGUCCACACAAUUUGGAUCUCACAAAAGCCGUCUAUUCUAUCCCAAAAUUGAAAAAUAAAAUGAAAUGUGCUACACAUAAAGAGUUAUAGGUCUCAACAGUAAGAUCUGAAGCAAACCUUUGACAACAUUGUGGAUAUCUUUUAUGACAGAGAAAACAGAGAUCAGAAGUUAAAGAAUUAGGAAUCAGUUUUAACUUUAUAUAUUUAACAUGAGAUGAAAAUCCUCCUCUCUUGCAUAAUGUUGAACUAGCUUGAAGUAAAACGUAUCAUUUUAGCCCAUCUAAAAUUAUAGCAAUGUUCUAUGGCAGAAGCAUUCUACUUAUUGCUAUGUAGUAUUCUUGUUUGCUACAUAAUGCUAAUUGUUAGAACAUGCACCUGUGAUGAAUUUCAGAAUAUUAGUUUUUGAUAAGAAAUACGACACAAACAACCAGCGUUCUAUGGCACCUUAAAGACAACCAGUUUGAUGUACUACAAUAAAAGUGUUAGAUUUGAAGGUGCCCAGGGAUUCAAUGUUGGUCUUGUACAGUGGUCUAAUUUAAGUAUCCCUUUGGUAUGUGGCACAGUGUUGGCUUGCCUCCCAUUGCAUGUAAAAACUUGAGGAAAUCAGAAAAAUAUUCAAGCUGUAAAUGCGGGUGGAAUCUCAACUAGAAAAAAAAUCCAGGUUCCUGCUGCUCUAGGUGCCUAAAAGGUUACACUUAUGAAUUCUAGACUGUUGCUCACCAUCUUGGGAAGCAUUCUUACCUAAAAAGAAAUUGAAGUUCAUUUAGGUACUGGGCUAGUAAAAAAAAAAAGAUUUCUGUUGAGCAGAUUGGUGGAAGUAUCCAUCCCUUGUUUGCCAGCCUGUUUGGUUUCCAUAUGUUCAUCAUAGACAACAUGGUGAUUCUUUCCCCAUGGCCAACAUAUAGAAACCAAGUAGAAUGGCAGAGGGCAAUAGCCAACAGAAGUUCCCCUCCCUCUCCUCUCCUGGCAUGCACUCUGGCUUCCCCAACCCCCAGAAACAGAUUUGGGGUGUGGUAUAGGGGAUGCACAAGGAGAAGAGAGGGACAGGAAAUUCUAUUUCAUAAGUGGAAAUCCUUGACCUAGCGGAAACACCCAAGUUCAAGACAACCCAGAGAGACCACUCUUAUUUGCUUGCCUGCAGCGAGCAGGUGAAUUCUUAAAUGCAAGGCCCAAGUGGUACUUUAAUUCUCUCUGGCCUGUUGCUACAAUACUUUUUUCCUCAUUAUUUUACAGUUCUUUGCAUAUGUGAAGGGGAAGUCAGGAUUGAGCCCUUUUACUUUUGGUAAAUACUGUACUAUAGUGCAAAAAGAGUUCUUUAUUAUAUAAAAUGCUUCUAUGAAUAUAUUUCUGUAUCUUCACAUAACAAGCCACUUUCUUCACCUGUUAAUAUUUUUAUGUUGCACAGGAAAUAGCUCGUUUUCUGCGUCCUGGCACGCUCCGUGCUAUCUUUGGUAAAAACAAGAUCCAAAACGCUGUUCACUGCACAGAUCUUCCAGAGGAUGGUCUUUUGGAGGUAAGGCUCAGUGAUGCAUCUUUAUAUUAUAGGAUGUUAAAGGAGUCUGCGAAGCUGUUUUGAGCUUUACAAUGAGAUGCUAAGCAGAAGUAAAAUUACUAUUUAAAAAAAUUAUAAGCCUUUCACGUUUGGUAGGGAUAUGGGAGAGGGCCUUCUCAGUGGCUGCUCCCAGACUUUAGAACUCCCUUCCUAGAGAAGCUAGAAUGGCUCACUACUUGUUGUCCUUCCACCGGCAGGUGAAUACUUUCUUGUUCCAAUAGGCUUUUAGGAACCGACUGCUUUUAAUGAAGGGCUGGUGCUGUGCUGUUUUUAUUGUGAUUAUUUGUACGGUUUGAAUAGAUUUUAUAUACGUAUGUAGUUCUAAUUCUGUCAGUGUUCAAUUGUUUCUUAAUGAUUUUUUGGUAUGUUUUUUGCAUGGGUCCCGUCAGGGGGAAAUGUGGGGUAUAAAGGAAUACAUAAUAAUAGUGAAUGGUGGCAAUAAUUUUAAUGGAAUUUUAGUUGAAGUCGGCAUCAUGUGCAGUUACUUGUACAGUUUUUACUAUAUUACUAGACAAUAAACAACUGAAGCAAAUGGAGAAUUAAUUCUGAAUACAGUCGGCGAACAUUUUGCAUGGGAUUUCCAUUCCCGGCCCCCAUUCACCUUGGUGGAAUGCAUAUAAGCAUGCCCCACCCCAGUUACACCCCCAUUCUGCCCUUUUUGUGACUGGGAGUGAUUGUGCAUCAUUUGGAUCUGCGUUAAUCGGUUGCUGCCUGUAAUAGCAGAAGCUGAAAAUACUCUCCAGCAAAAGUUUUUAAAGGCUUACAUUUUGUAGCCUUCAUGGGAAUUAGAUUGAAGGGUGGUCCAUAAAUCACUAUAAUAAAUGAGUAAACGUUUAUAUACAAACUGGAUUUUUAUUACUUUAUUAAAGUAAAUUACUCUAGGGUGAACUCAUUAGGACUGAUUUUACAUAUUUUUGUGUAUGUGUGUAGUAAAAUCCCCCACUCACCCUUGAUGCGUUUGGCUGUGCAUGUAGCAACUGAGUUAUUUGAAUAGUUCAUCUGAAGCACAAACACAAUUGAUUUGUAAAACUUUUAUAAUGCUUACUGUAAUAAAGAUCUCUAAGCAGUUUGAUGUGCUACCAUAAGCCUUUGCCUUGGAUAAUGUCAACCUUCAUGGCUCUUUUGACUAUUCUUUCAGCAGCAGGGGUGAUUCUAGAUCAUACGGUGUCAGGCGGCUGUAAGCAACUCCCGCAGCCGGUUGCCAGGAACGUACAGACAAGGAAAAGUUCUUACCAUCUGCUUUUUAUUCUAUAUUUACAGAGAGAGGCUUGGAACACAGCCUCUUGGAUAAGGGCGUUGUCCCGAGUGAAUCUCCACCCCCCCUUCUCCCCCACUUCCUCAUUUGUCUUCAGCAUCACCUCCUCUAUGGGUGCCGCUUAGUGCUGUCUGUCUUCAAGCUCUUUGCUCUCCUACUUUUAAGGCUCGCCAGGUUCUGGGACAUGGUGGGUCUGGAUUGCUUUCUAGUGAUAACCUGUCAGCCAUCUGCUGCUCUGGCUCUGCCUCCUCCUCCUCUCCCAUUAUUUCCCAACUUUUCCCCUCAUCUUCCUCUGAGCUGUGACUUCCCUCAAACCCCUGUUGAAAUUCUGAACUGUCUUCCUCUUCUCUGGAAGGGUCAGGCUGGGGAGGUGGUCUCCACCAUUCCUCUGCCCAGUCCCUGACAUACGGAUGCUAUCAAUAUGCUGUAAAUCAAUAUGGGUCAAAGACAGAGUAUUAACAAUUACACCUUUGUGGCUUGCAAACCAUUGGCCUGCUCUGUUGCAAAGAGCAUAUUCUGUGCCAGAAUAUGACUUCUUUUUGGUGUAAUUGUAAUAUAUCAGCAUUUAUCUGAGGUUUGGAUGUUGCGUUUGCCUUUUAGAACAAGUUGGUGAGGAAAGGGCAACAGUCAUACACAAUAACACAUGUUUUUGUUUGUUAUUAUGAUAUGCAUUUUGUGUUUUUAUAUUUUAAACUGCCAUGUGAUAUUUGGAUGAAGGGUGAUAAAGAAAUUGAAUGAAUUAAUGAAUGCAAUGUGGGGUGAUAGUGCUUUGCCACAUGCAAAUAGCGUGAGCCCUUGCUUUGCAUUUCUUUUAAAUAACAUAGGCACAAUACUCUGUUGCCAUUCUGUAAUUCAGUCACCCAUUGAUGCAGCUUUAAUGCCAACAAAGCACUUUAUGUACUGGUUACUUCUCGCCUGGCAAUUGGACCUUAUUCAGCAGUUGCAAUGGAUGUCUUAUCAGUGUCACAUUAAUAAUGCAAUGGCGCACUGAACGCUGCCUUCCGAUUCCCUGGCACUUGCAGUCAGUGAUUUGAAACCCCUGCACUCGGAUGCACAUCUAGUGUUCUUCUUCUGUGGCCUCAGGUUACAAAGUGGUUAGUGGUGGCCAGUUUUAUCAAAGCCAUUUGAUUGUGGCUUUUGGCUUCAUCCAUAAUGUUCUUAGUACAGUGGUACCUUGGUUCUCAAACGCCUUGGUACUCAAACAGCCAGGAACCCAAACACUGCAAGCCUGGAAGUAAGUGUUCCGGUUUGCGAACUUUUUUUGGAAGCUGAGCGUGCUCCGUUUUAAGUGUUACGCUUCCGAUUUGAGUGUUAUGCUGAGGUCUGUCUGUUUUUGCUAUUUAUUUUGUGUUUUUGUUUUUACAGCUCUUUUUGUUUUGUUUUUGUGACUGUGGGGAACCCAGUUCUGCUACUGAUUGAUUGAUUGUGUGACUGCAGUACAUUGUUUAUUGCUUUCAUUUUAUGGAUCAAUGGUCCCAUUAGAUAGGAAAAUUCAUGUUAAUUUGCUGUUUUAGGGAUUGUUUUUAAAAGUCUGGAAUGGAUUAAUCCAUUUUGCAUUACUUUCUACGGGAAAGCGCACCUUGGUUUUGGAACGCUUUGGUUUUAGAAAGGUCUUCCGGAAUGGAUUAAGUUUGAGAACCAAGGUACCACUGUACUUCUACUCCAGCAAAACUGGGUUGCCUAAGGAAUUUGCAUAGAAAGCUGCAAAUCCCGAUCUCCUUCUCCUCUCUGCCCCAGUAUGGUAUAAGGCUACCGUUUUACUUAUUUUUAAAAGUCAGACAAUAUUAAUAUUGGUUGUUAAUGAAAUUGACUACAGACCAUUAACUGUAGAGGAGUUGAUGGCACCAGUAUAUAUAAAAGCCAGGUAUAUAAACAAAUUUUAGUGGUAAUUUUUGGAAGCUUAGAACAUAUUUUUAUAUUAGCAAUUUCUAUACUCUUUGAUGAGGAGGGAGUAAACCUUAAUUAUACCACUGGAACUAACAUCUCUAUAGUUUUUAUCUCUGACAGCCUGAUCACAAGCAGGUAUAAUCAGAAACAAGCCCUACUUUCAGUUGGGCUUGCUUCUCAGUAAAUAUGCUUGAGAUUGCAGCCUUGUUUUAGCCCUUCAUCUGCAUAUUGUGAACGGAUUAAGUAUACUUAAAAAUAUGUUGCAACAUAAUAUGGGCAAACUGAAAAUAGUGAAGUUAACUCGUUAAGAGAUGGUGGAUCCAUGCAAUGUUUUCAUUCCUCUAUUCAAAAUGUUGACACUACUUAUGAACUGGGUUGUGAAGAACUGCAAAAAAAUAGGUAUUUUAGCAGGUGGGGAAUUGGUAAGCAAAACAUCUCACUGACAAAAUUAAGGGCAAUAAGAGACUCUGUUCUGAGGCAUUCUGUUGCUGCUGGCAUGGUGGCCUCCCAAAAUAUCUUCCACACUCUUGUGAGUAUGGGUAUUUGCCCAACAAUCCCGAUACUUUAUGUGGAAAGCACAUUUCGACAUUAUCACAAGCUAGUAGUCUUCCUAUUAGACAUAUCUAAAGUGAUAAUGAAAGACUUAACGCCCUGUGUGUGAGAGACUGUGGGAAGAAAGCAGGCAAAGAUUGAAGUCUGGUUUAUGCAACUGGGUUAGGAGUGUCCAUUUCCAGCUCUAGCCAUUCCUGAAGGGGGAUAACUUUGCCACAGUGAUAAAUGAACUGGAAACCUCCUGUCUAGAUUUAUUCUAAGUGGGGCUAUCCUUGAAGACUGUUCAGAGACUUCAUCUGGUGCAGAAUGCUGCCCUGAACAGCAUGCUAACUUGGAAGAUUAUUGUACCUGUUCUGCAUGAACUGUACUGGUUGACAUUUUAUUAUGUUUUUAUCUGUGCUGGAAGCUGCCCUGAGUGGCUGGGGAAACCUAGCCAGAUGGGUGGGGUAUAUAAUAAUAUUAAUAUAAAUAAUAUAAAUAAAAAGAAAUAAAUAUUUCCAAACCCAAUUUAAGAUGUUGAUGUUGACAAAGAAGGCCCUAAACAGCUUGAGCUUAAGUACCUGUGGAAUUCUCUGCCUCUGGAGGUGCAUCAGAUGUUAUCAGAACGUCAGUACCAGUGGCACCUAUUGACCUAGGCUUUUGGGUCUUCAUUAUAUUGCUUAAAUAGGUUCUUGCCGCACUUUGAGUUGUUGAACCUCUGUUACCUUGCUGCUAUUUUGAGUUUAUAAUACCUUUUUGUCAUGUUAAUGCAUAAUCUUAUAUUAUUUGUUGUUGCUGUGCUGUGUGUCGUACUUUUAUUUGUGAACCACUCUGGAUUUAUUUAUUUUUUUCAGUCAAAAGUUACUGGAUAUAUGAACACAAAUAAUAAUACUAGACCCAUGUAUACAACUAAACUGCUCUUAGCUGCCCAGUGUAGUUGGGAUAGAGAAGGAUACAUAUCCAGAUAAACAGCUGUUGUGCAGCAGCAAUGUUGAUUGGGUUAACAUUAGAUGCUAAAGUACUCUGUCAUAAGGUGCUGUAGCAGUAAGAGACUUGCUGUGGUGCAACUCUUCAGAGCAAGCAGGAAAGGAACACUCUCAACUGAAUGUUCUCGUCGUGGGCAUUAGAGUGACAUGACCCAGAAAUGUAAUUAAAAACCCUCUGAUGUUCUUUUCCCACCAUAAUCUCUCUUCCUGUCCCCACUUCAGUUUGGAAAGACAAUAAGGAGGAGCGGUUCUGUAUAAACUAUAUCACAUUUCAAUAUCCUGAGGGCAGUCUCUGGGCCAAACUUGAUACAGCAAUAGGAGAGAGCUGGUCAUGAAUCUCCUGCUGUUUUGAGAAGUUCAGUUGCAGUUGUAUGUUGCCUGUAUGUUUUGCCCUCUGAAUAGCAGCUGUAAGAAUCCCUGCUGGAUCAAACCAAAGGCCCAUCCAGGCAUCCUCUUCUCCCAGGGACCAACCAAAGGCCCAUGGUUAGUCCACAAGCCGUCCAUGAGCGCAAUUGCAUUCUCCCCAUAUAAGGCGCUCAGCCCUGCCCCCAAUCCACCCUUUUAGUGAUAUCUUAGGGUCACUUUCAAGCACAAUUGCCCCUCAAUCAGAUGUGUGUAAAUUGAGAGUUGCCUGUGUUUACUUACAUUUAUUUAAUGGGAUUUGUGCACCACUUAAUUGUAAAAACAAACAAACUCUUAAGCAGUUUACAUAAAAUAAACAGAAUAAAUUAGCAAUUUAAAUAUGUUAAUGUCUAUGUAUAUAUGCACAUUUUAAAAAUCAUUACUACAAUUUACAUUUCACAAAAGGCAAGCCAAUUAAUUGCCCAUCCAAAUCAAUUAUUAAAUUAGAACCUCAUCCCAAACCACACAUUUCAGUUCUUAACUGGUUAAUUUCCUUCCAGAUGAGCCAGACUUGGUUCCAAAAUCAAUUUCCCUUCCAUUAAUUAUACCAAUUCAAUUCAAUUACCUCAAUUCCAGCCCCCUCCAAUCAAAUGAAUUUCAACAAGAAUAGGGUGGGAUCACCAUUCACUUCAGGUGGUAGAGGCCAGUUGGGAUUCUUACUAUGAGGCAGCCUAGGCAAUUGUUCAUUUGUUCUUUUUAACCUAAUUAAGCCAGUAAAAAAAAAAAAGCUGCCAAUUGAACUGAUGUACAACACUGUCAAUAGAAAUCUCAAAUGCCCCUGGGUUGGGAAACAGCAUCCCUUCCUUUUCCAUUUGGGGGACAAUUGUACAGAAAAAGGUACCAUUUCCUUUUCAGUACAGUUGUUUCUGGAAAUUAAACAAAAUAACACCAUUACCUUCUCUAGGGGCAUCAUUUGACUGACUUAAGUUUAAAAAGAGAGAGCUAAGAUCUGUGGCCACCUUGACACAUCCUGUUUGUCCAAUAUUUGAUAUAAUAAACUGGAAUGUGAUCUCAGGAAACACUUGAAAUGCCAGUGAUCCAGCAGGAAAUGCACCAUUUACUUGGUGGUGAAGGUUGGUGGUGAUAUUUUAUUUAUAGAUAGAAGGUGCUCCCAGAGAGUAAUCAAUAUAGCAACAGUAAGUUGAGGUAUGUUGUAGGACUAGCUCCUGUAUACUUUUAUUGUAGAAAUCUCCUGAGACUGUACUACUUUGGGUUGCUGGUAGGUAAAUCCUUUACUAUUCACAUGACACACAAAAAUGUUGUCUGUUGAAAACUAGCAAGUUGAGGAGAAACAUUCUAGCUUCACCUUACUCUUGACAGGAGGGUUUUCUUUGUGCAAAGAAGAGCAUUCAAGCAUUGAAUCCACCCAACUGCAUCCUGAAAUGGCACAUCCAGGAGACCUGUGGGUCAUAUUUUAUUUUAUAUUGGCCUCUUAUACUUUCCGACGGGAGAGAAAUUUUCAUUGUCAGUGACUCUCCCUUUGUUGUUUGACCCUGGACUUUAGGCUUCUUCCGCCUUCUGAAAAUACCUUCACUAAGCACAGUGAAGUUAAUCAAUAACCCUCACAUGACUGAUUUGAGCCAGGAAAGAAAGGAAGGAAUUUAAAAAGCUAUUGGCUGUCCCAUAAUUAAGCCCAUUUCAUUCAUAAAAACUGAAUUGCUGUUUUUCUCCUGCGUCAGUGGAGCUAAAGCAGUAACACACCUAUUGCAAAGUCCUCUUCAGCUUACUGAAUAAAGGGCUAUAAUUAUUAUAUAUCAGAAUGUAUUGGUGUCUGCAGUAACAUUUUUGAGCAACUUCCUUCUUUGAUGUUUUUUUAAGGCACAUAACUGAACUUUGAAUUCAGUGCAGUCACAAUUAACCUUGAAAAGUUGUAAUUGUGAAGUAGGUUCCAGAUACAGUGUCAGCUAAUCUUUUUUUCUUUUAACUAUGCAAAAGUACACCAAUACUGAGUUGAUGUAUGCACACUUUUAAAGAUUUUUCUACACAUUAUGGGGAGUACAUAUAGGCCAGAUGUUGCUAGCUUACAGAUCCCAUCAUUUCUCACUAUUGACCAUGCUGACUGGGGCUGAUGGGAGUUGGAGUCUAGCAACGUCUGGAGAGCUAUAGGUCAGCUACCCCUGAUAAAGUCACUCUUGAAGGAAACAAAUGCCAUUAUAUCCAUCUGUCUUUAGUCAAAAAUGUUUCUGUAGAUUAGAGUUGGGGAACCAGAAGUCCUCCAGACUUGCACUCCAACCCCCAUCAGCCCCAGCCAGCAUGGCAAAUAAUUGAGAAUUGAUGGGAGUUGGAGUCUUAACUACAUUUGGAGAGCUGCAGGUUCAGUGUUGCAUUGCAUUCAGAACCCUGAGGAACUCCUCAUUGAAGGCUCAGUGGGACAAAAGAGCACGCCCCAAGCAUCACCAUCUGGAAAUGACCAUCCAAGUAGGACCAGAAGCACCACAAAGUGGUGACACCACCCCACUAACUGGGACAGCUGUUCCAGAAUGAUACCAUGGUUGAUGGUGUUGAAAGCUGCUGAGAGAUUGAGGAGGAUUAACAGGGACACAUUUCCCCUGCCUCUCUCCCAACAGAGGUCAUCAUACGGGGCAACCAAAGCAAUUUCUGUGCCAAAACCGGGCCUAAACCCUGAUUGAAAAGGAUUUAGAAAAUCAGUUGCCUGGAUCUGAUCUGUGACCACUCGCUCAAAACCUUGUCCAAGAAAGAGAGAUUGGCAACUGGCCGGUUGUUACAUAGAUUUUCUGAAUCCAGGGAGGGUUUCUUGAGGAGUGAUUUUACCAUUGCCUCCUUUAAGCAGGCAAAGACCAGCCCCUCUCGCAAGCAGGCGUUCAUCACCUCCCUGGCUCAGCCAGAUAUCCCUGCUGCUAGUUUUUAUCAGUCAAGAGAGGCAAGGGUCCAGAGUGCAAGUGGUUGCCCUGAAUGAUCCAAGCACCUUGUCCACAUUCUCGAUCCUUAGUAAUUGGAACUCAUCCAACAUAACAGGACUAGUCAGUGCUCUAAACACUUCUCAAGAUUCAUCUGCUGUAACAGUGGAGUCAAGGUCCUGGCAGAUGCAAACGAUUCUAUUCUCAAAAUGCUUUCCAAACUACCUGGAAAAGUUCUGCUGGAUGACACAAUGAGGAUGCAAUGGAGGCAGCAAAGUAAGCCUUCUUUGCUGCCUUCACUGCAACUAAGUAGGCUCAAUGAUGAACCUUCGCCAUUAUUUGAUUGCAUUUCACUGGCGUUUUCUUCCACUUGCAUUUGAGCCGCCUUCCCACUUGUUUUCUCACUCUUAAGUGCUAGAGUAUACUAGGGAGCCAAGCGAGCUCCACAAAGUGGGAGAGGGCACUCAGGAGCGAUUGUGUCACCUCAGUAAAUAUGAUAAACGGUACAGUAAUAAUAACAAUAGUAAUCCACAGUCUCAGCGGUGUUCUCCAUAGUUUCGUUUUCCGAAAUCUCGGCAAACCCGAUAAUGCAAACUCUUCUUCCCAAAGAGGGAAUGAUCUAAUUGGAUUGCAAAUUUCUCAUGUGCUAUUGCAGAGUACCAUAGAAAGUCACUGUAAACCAGUAGUCUGUGAGGCUAGAUUUCAAGUUCGGUUAGCAGAAAAUUCAUUAAAUGGAAAAGCCCUUGGUGUAAUUGUAUAUGAAGUAAAACAACAUAUAGCAAGAUUUCAGUAAUCUGGCCCAGUUUCAUAUGCUGAACUAUGCCAAUUGGAUUCCUAUAGCAAGACAGUUCAUAUAGACACCCUCCCCCCCAAUUCCCCACCUGCUCCAAACAGCUGCUCCAUGCAGCAGAUUGGAACCAAGAGAAGUUUUCUUUUUCUUUUUCAGGCAUAUUCCAACAACUGUCAUUAAUAUGUUGCACUCAGGAUAUGCCACAAGUAUGCGUAAAAUGAAGGGAGACACUCCUUGACAUCCUUGAAAUAAGCUAGCACUUUAAAAACUGUUGCUAUAUCAGCACAGCUGUUGUGACACGGGGACAGAUUGUGGUAGAGCUGUGUAGAUCCAUGCUUGAGAUGGUGGUGGGAGGGAGAACAGUGUGUGCUCUUAAAUGCAUUCCAGGCCGGAAGCUCUGCAGUAGAUUUCACCGAGCCACCUUUGAGAUGAAGCAGGAUUUGGAGGAAGUUUGUAGUACGCAGAGACAACUAGGUCCAUUUAAGUGCCAAUUUACCACGGUGUCAAUGUAACUGCUUGGCAAACCAGGUGUUGUUGUUUUUUUUAAAAAAUCCUGUCUAAUGGAGAGGAAAAAAUUGCCAAAUAUCCUUACUUUAAUUAAUAAUCAAUGGAAGUAAAAUGGUGGUAAUGUUCAGAUUACAGGUUCACAAAGUGCUUACAUGCACUCCAUGGUAAGUAGCCAUUUGUUUAAUGAUUUAUUGUAUUCUACCCCGAAAGAAACAUUGUAGAAGCUCAGUCCCCCAGAGUGUGUCUGUGUUAGCUCAUUUUCAUGUGAUCAGUUUUUUCCCCAAAAUAGUAGGAGGAACCAGUGCUUCCUGAAUCAUGGUCACCAAAAGGGCAAUCGUAUUUGGGGACUGAAGGAUGAGUAGGAAGAGAAAUUGUGAAAUGAAUGUAAAUGUGACAAGGAGUGCUGGUGCCACGAUUCACUACCUCACUUUGUAGAAAUGCAAAAUGCUAGUUAUUGGAAUCUCCGAAAGCAGAGCAGUUUGGUCUCUGAGCUUUGUGUGUGCCAGCACUCCUUGUUCUGUACAUUUAGCACACUGUAACAGUUUUCAUCAGUGAUGUUUGCCAGUGCCCAGGUCCUUUGGAGUCCUUUGCCUGAACCACUGCUCACACCUUUUCACAGCUUUAUAAUGUACUUACUUUAGCCAAGUUUGAAGCAUGCUCAGUGAUGAAUGUUGAUGUUAAAGGUUCUGAGUGCUGAAUGUGACGUUUUUACAGCUCAUGUGCUUUGCUUCCUCUGUAGAAACAACUUGUUCUUGUAUGGUACUUGCCUCUGAUUUAAAAUACGUAAUUUGGAAUGAAAGUGUGCUUGGUUGCAUUCAUCAUAUGAAACACUGCCAAAGCCUGUAUGAUAUGCCCUGAUAAAUUUUGCAACGCGGAGUGGGUGUCCAAUUCCAACUCCAGCAAUUAUGUUUCAUCUGCCUAUAUAUGAGAGAUGUAAAACAAUUUAACAGCAAGUAAGCCCUCUUCAUAUCACGUAUUUUACCGAAUCAACCUUUGGGCAAAUAUUUAAAGAAAAAUAGUAAGCUUUUAUCAGUUGAAGGCUGACAUCCUAUACACGCAUACAUGGGAGCAGGGGCAGACCUUGGGAAUAUGGCAUCUUGUGUAAGGCCAAAAUUUGAUGCCUUCCCUGCCCCUACCCUCGCACAACCUUCUCAAAGCUGGCUAGGCAAGGCCUUGGGCUUUGGGAAGGAAGUGUAAAGCUCUGGCAGGGUCCUGGAGCUAUCCUGUCUCCUUCCCAAAGCUGGGAAAGCACUAACUAGGCUUUGGGAAGGAGGCAGGAUGAUGCCCUCUCUGUUUGGCACCCUAUGCAGGGGAGCCAGUUGUGCAAUCCUGAAUCGACCUCUGCCAGCAGUAAGAGACCCUGGACUCAAUGGGAUUUACUUUUGAAUGGACCUGUAGUAGGGUGGAGAAGCAAAGAAAGGCUGGCUGUUGUGACAGUGGCUGUGUUCUGCAGGGUGUUGAGUGAUGCUGCAUGAUAAAAUGCCUUUGAAAUGGAAAGGCGUUUCAGAAACAGAUUUGUGAUAUGAAAAGGGGGAGCAGCUGUUCAUGUGGACUCCCCCCCACCCAGGUUAAACAUUUUCCUGGCCUAGCACAAGCCCUAAGCAACAUUUCUGAACCUGCCUCAUUUAACUUUCAUUGCCACACAGUGAGCUACACAUAAAUAAAUGGAAAUUCUGAAUAUAUGUCUCUGCGUUAAUGAGAGCUGGCAAUCCCCCCCCCCAAAUGAAAGCUGGGAUAUGAUGUUGCUCAUUCUACCACUGCUACUGUACAUAAUUUGUUUUCUCAUUAUAAAAUCUGGAAUAAAAUACAGAAUCGCAAAAAUUCAAAUUUAAUGAAAGAUACAAGUUUAAAUUUUCGCUGCAUUGUGUUUUAUUUGCAAUAAAAAACUAUAAAGUGUGAGAAUGUUUAACUAUACAAUGUAUAAAAAUGGCUACAAGCCUACAUUUUCUUGACCUAGUAUUCAGUUGCAGUGAAAUGCUGUAAUUGUCUUCUCAGAAGUAAGUUCCAUUGAGUUCAGUUGGGCUUCCUUUUAGGUAAGUAGGCAUAGGAUUACAGCCUAAGGGGUUCUGUUACAUAUUAACUUCUGGGUGACUAUCCAGCCAACCUUUUAGCAGUUUGGAAUUUAACUCACCUUUUCAGAGGGCUGUCAUAUUUGUAAAACAGGAGAAUCAAUUAUUUAAAGUAGCAGCGUCCUGUUUAUCACAGGCUGGUCCUUCGUACCACAUUUCCUCUCUUUAAAUAAUUAAGAACAGGGCCAUUGUUUCUCCCUGUCAUUUGGUGAUGCUGCUGUUGCAAUACAGCCAUUUACUAGGGGCAAAAUCCCACACAAAAUGCUUUUGCUGUUUAGUGAAGAGGGGCAUUUUGAGUGCUGGUAAGGCAGUAGACAUGAAACUUUCCAUCUCAUUUCAUGUUCAAACAUACAGCUCGUAUGAUCUACAGGUUUCCUCAUACCAUCUUUUAGGACCUCACCUUUAAAUAAUAAAAAGAAAAUAUCUAGGCAAUAGCCUGCAGAAAUUCUAAGAGAUACACUUCUUACUGAUAUCUUCUAUUACUUUGGUUCACUGUUUGCUGGUUUAUGUGUGCACUCGUUUUUGUUCCUUUGCUUUUUAUAGCGUGGAGUAAUUUUAUUUCUUCAUGUGGAUUUUUGUCAUGUUUUCAAUCAUGUUAACUACUUCGUACUUUCAAGUAGAAAAAUGCAUUUAAUAUUUAGAAUAAAUAAAAUAUGAGUGCAACUGUUCUAACAAUGUAUGUGCUCGUUAGACAAUGUUAAUUAAUGCAGCAGUUUUGUUUCAUAGUAUUUCUUCAAGCUGAGUGUGUGGUUAAGGCAUGAAAAUCAUCUUCUUCACAACUUGUACGAGCGAGAAUGGUGGUGGGUUGGGUUUUUUGUUUUUGUUUUUUUUUGCAUUCUAAAUAUCACAGUUUCUUUGUUUUACCCAUGCUUUCUUGUAUAAGCAUUCUGAGGAAACUUUACAAACCAAGCUUGGGUAAAAACGAUUAAGCAUGAUCUGUUCUGGAUUCAUGCAGUCUACACAAACCUUUUGUACGCUUUACAAACGCAUAUUAGAAUCCUGAGAAUCUCACGUCUUCCUUCCUUCCUUCCUGAAGUAAUUUUCUACUUCAUGUAGCUGUACAGGUUAAACUUUUACUUAGGAUGGCAAAUCCCCACUUGGCAAUUAAUCUCUCUGAGUGACCUUGGCCAGUCACUCUCUCUUAGCCUAACAUACCUCACAAUGUGGUUGCGAGCAUAAAAUAGAGGAAAGAGAAAUUGUAUAUGGCGCCCUGAGUUCCUUGGAGGAAAUGUGAGAUAUUAAUGUUGAGGUAGCCCUCCAGCAGCUAAAAGGGGUUGGAGUGGCUCCGAACAGGUUCACACUUUUGUAUAGAACAGGCACGGUAGACGAAAGGAGUAUGUUGGUUCUCAUUUAUUUUUAAAGUGGACAACCCCUUAGGAAUUCUAAGACUCUGGAAUUACAACUCAAUAAAAGUUGGAUAUAUUGUUCUGAUUCAGUGCAAUAAAAGUGCCAGAAUGACCUGCCAGAAAUGGCAAUUGGCGAAUUGCAGGCAUAUCUGCAGCUGCUACCUCAGAACAGGACUGGCUGGCUUUUUAAUAGUGUAUUCUGGAGGCUUUUAUCUGAUAAUUUCCUUCCAUUUUGGGUCAAAGAUGACUGGAAAUGUACCGUGUCCAAUAACUCUCACCUGAAUCUUUUUGGAGGAUAAUGAUUUAGUUGUGGAGUAGAAGUCAGACCAUUGGGCAUCAAGUUCUCUAUUCCAUAGUUGUAUGUAUAUUUGUGAUACCUUCGAUAACAUGUUUGAAAUAUCUUUUGAUGCUUUUAAAGGGUGUAAGCUUAAGAAAUGACAAAACCCACCUGUUGUAGAAUUGGGGCUUCUGAAGCAUCCCUAGCGUGCUCUCUCCCACAAAUCCCAAAAGCCUUAAAAAUAAGCUAACCCAAAACUUUUGUUGGAUUUUUCUCUACAUACAGGUUAGUUGAAUACUUUACUCCUUCUGUUUGUGUAGGAACUGUAAUCUAGAGAAGGCAUGUGGGACACAUACUCCCCAUUGCUGUAGACCCUGUUAUCUCCAGGGUCUGCAGCUCAGGAAAGUGGGCCUCCACAUCACCAUGACCGCCAUGGUUUUCCAGCUUUCAGGAUAUUCCCUCAUUGCCCUUGACAACUCAGUGGAUGGGGGGACUGGUACAAGUUCAAAGUACAGUCCCUAACAGAGCAAUCCAGGAUGUUUCAUGCCUGCAUGUAUAGGAAGGAGCACCUAGCACUGAAGAAAUUGACUAGGUGGUAGGAGCAGCAGUGGCUAGGCGGAUGGAUGAUGCAAAUUUGCCAGGGCUGAGAGUAGCUGCCAUCAGUUGCUGGAUUUGUGGGCAGGAUGGACCUGUGGGAAUUCAUACAGUUUGAGGAAGUGGAAUCAUCCUUGGUGGAAGAGUGCUGUAACCAUGCCUUAAAUUCCUCUGAGGCAGGAGUGGGGAAAGCUUUUUUAGCCAGAGGAGUCACCUUCUCUUAUAGACACACUUCCAAGGUGCCAGGGGUGGGUGGGACCACAUGCAAAAGGGGACGGAGCAAUGGUUGUGGCUCUUACCUUUAUACAUAAAGGCAAAGAGACCCCUGACCAUUAGGUCCAGUCGUGGCCGACUCUGGGGUUGCGGCGCUCAUCUCGCUUUAUUGGCCGAGGGAGCCGGUGUACAGCUUCCGGGUCAAGUGGCCAGCAUGACUAAGCCACUUCUGGCGAACCAGAGCAGCACACGGAAACGCCGUUUACCUUCCCGCCAGAGCGGUACCUAUUUAUCUACUUGCACUUUGACGUGCUUUUGAACUGCUAGGUUGGAAGGAGCAGGGACCGAGCAACGGGAGCUCACCCCAUCGCGGGGAUUCGAACCGCUGACCUUCUGAUCGGCAAGUCCUAGGCUCUGUGGUUUAACUCACAGCACCACCUGUGUCCCUACCUUUGUACAUAGACUACGUUAAAAGUCAGGAGGUUCUGCACAUAUACUCAGCUCUCCAUCCUUCAUCCAGGCAAGCAUUUGAGGAGAGUGCAGAGCAGGAAUGGUGAAUGAUGUGACCUGGAGAGAGAUGUGGCUUGUGGAGAUUCCUGAGGGCCAAGGAGAGAUGGUCUCAUUUGGCCCCUUGGUCUUGAAGUGCCUCAUGCCUGUGUUGAGGCAUGAAAGAGCAUCACUUGUCGAAUAGCAGAAUUCAGGUUGUGGCAAGGAUUCCUGCUUUACUUUUCAAAGGUGUUGAAAGACACCUUUGUAGACACCUUUGCCGUUGUAGACAGUGCCCAGUAUCUGUCCUCCAUUUCUGUUUUAACAGUUUUAUUAUUUGGGGGAUGCAACCCUGAAAUUUUCCCAACUAGGUUUCAGUAUUAUUUCCUAGCAUUUAUGGGAUUAACCACAGCCUUUAGCGCAACACUGUUUCCACUUCUCUGAAGUGUUUGCUUUUCUUUGAGUCUUGCAUCUGACCUCUCACUGCUUUUAGGGCACACACUGUUCAGGAGAUAAUUGUACGCACCAGCGGUAUGGUUAGGACUUUUGUAACAGGUUUUAUUAUGGGUUACACAACUAUGUAAACUUCCCGGAUGACUGGAGGGUAGCAAGUAUGAAAAUGACGCUCGUUCGUAUGCUGCAGGGCAACUUUGUGUUCUCCAAGGUGAGAUGAUGAGCGAUAAAAGCAAAGCCAUUAAUUCUCUCUUAGAUACGGGAACAGGAAAGAGUUAGUUUAUGUGGAAGGUUUUGGAGGAAACAGGGUAUAAAUUUCUGUGCCGAGGUGGUUGUGUCAUGUGGGAUUCCCAGAGAUCAGCUCCCUUGGUUACAAUACUAACUUCUGGUAUCCAACCCUUUAAAAUAAUUGUCAAUCUAGGUCCUCCUUUUGCUUUUUACCUUAGUAGGAGCAGGAGCUCAACACAAGAGCCAGCAGUUAGGAAGGGGAGACUGGUUUAUUAGCUCACCACUUUCUAGUUCUUUGGAAAUUACCUGUGAGAGUCCACACCUGAAAAGGAUUGGUAAAACUGUAUUAAGUAAAUGGUACUUACUUCUUUCACUAAGAAAGAGACCAUAAACCCAGUUUCAAGAGUUGUAUCCAUGUGUCUUACUUCAGAGGACAGGCCUUUUAGUUGAAGGGCUUGUUGAUCCAAGUCCAUUUUAAAGAUAAGGAAUCAUAAGGGAUUGCAGGGGCCUUGAAUUGCCCAUCAGUAUUUAACCACCUGCAGAGAAAGCCCAUGGGAAUCCUGGCCAGUGUUCCCCACUGUAGUGAGAUGCAUUGUACUACUAUUUAAAUUAUGAGUAAUUACGUCUAAAUUUUCAUCUGUACACACCCUAUGCAUUUUUGCAUAACCUUUAUCCUCCCUUUUUGGUGAGGUGUAAAUGGUCACCCUAACUCACUUUGUUCCAUUCUUUGUUUAAGAAUGGACUUUAACAAAAUUGAUUGAAGAACAUCCAUUUAUGGCUGCUUACAAUGAAUGGUGCAUCUAGUGUUUCAGAAUGGGGUGGGAACUGUUGCAAUGUACGAAGAGACACUUGCAAUGCUGAACUCAGAAGAAUCCAGAGUUCCCCUGCUCCAGAUCAAGCCCAUUGUAAAUCAGAAACCCAGUAUUGGUACAGUCUCUGCUUUAGAAUGGGCUUCCUGCCAGCUCACUCUUCCUGGUACCUCCCUUCCUUCUGCAAGCAAUUUUAUCAUUGGAAAGAAUUUGGGAGCGGGGAGAGGUGGCUAACAGUGGAGGGCAUUGUAGGUCCCAACCGUCAGCAUGCUUAGAAAGUAUUAUCCCUCUUCAUUCCUGAGCAUGCUGAGGAACAGCUAUGCUUUCAAGCGUUUUUCUAGUCCUUCAUGUUUGCCAGUCACUGGUGCCCUUCCCUGCCACACUCUGCAGAGGCAAAUUUGGGAAGGGGAGGGAGCGACAGGAGAGGCUAGUAGGAAGCUUCCAAAGGUAAGCCCAUUUUGUAGACUUAGAGAACAAUCAGUUAGCAUGUGCUAGUUUGGCUCCUUUGGGGACACCAACCUAAUUUUGUGACACACGAGAAGGUGUUUGCUCAUUUCCUGCUAACAAAUAUCUUCCUACACUCUGCAAUGGAGGCAAAGCACUAACCUCCUCCAACCAGAACAUGAUGUUUAUUGCCACAGGCCAUAUUUUAGAUGGUUUCAAAACAGUGUGCAUGAAAUGCAAAGGACGUUUUUAGCUGGUUGUUCAGGUUACAGUUUCGACUAAGGCUGCUUUGAAAAUAACUCAUGGUCUGCAAUAAGUUUGUUUCUCUUCAUAGGUCCAGUAUUUUUUCAACAUCUUGGACAACUAACUAGAGACGGCAGAAUUAUGGGGCAUACAAAAAACAAGCCACAGGAUGGAAGAUGUGUGUUUAUUCAUUUAUUGACCAAUGUUUUAACCUGACUGAAAUACAAGAUCAACAAGAGCACUGUAUUUUCCUGGCUAUUACAUAUGUUAGAACAUAGAGGUUUGCACUUUAGACAACAUUUAACACCAGUUGAUGGGGGUUAACUGCAUUGCUUUUCAUAAAGUUCAAAAUAAAGAUUUAUUUUCAAACAUGUGGCUUUGGUUUAUUUUUAUACAUUACACUUUUUUUCUUGCAGAAAAAAAAUAAAAUUGUACAACUGCAUAAAUAUAAAAUUCUUCCACCA